Cinara cedri is the source of this 45057-nucleotide messenger RNA. NCBI's taxonomy places the organism in Eukaryota, Metazoa, Arthropoda, Insecta, Hemiptera, Aphididae. The record is from the annotation of a GenBank genome assembly.
CAGACCGCACAGGACGGAACGAGUUCUCCGUCGACGUCGUGUUUAGGAAGACGAUCGAACCGGUCCGCAGCUGACGAUGCCGGUUAUUGCGACGGGUUACCGCGAUCGCGCUUAUUACCGACUAUCGGUGCUUCCUCUGAUUCUGCUGGUGUUGGCGCUGCAAAUCUUGGCGCCACUAGUCGAUUGUCGGCAUAAACAUCACCACUGGAAGGCGAACGUCAUAAAAAACCAUUUAAAAAACCAUAAAAGCCUCGAGGGAAUGGUGCGGCUGGUGGAUGGCGGUUCCGAGUACGAAGGUACGGUCCUAAUAUAUUACGAGUACUAUAUAGUAUUAUUAAAUACAGGAUUACGGGACAAAAGCUGAGGGGGGCCAAAGGCGAGUAUUUUUAAUAAAAACGUAUGAGACGUUACGGAAUAUUUAAAGCAAUCAAUUAUACAGAUACGCUUCACUAAGUUCCACUCGUAUUUAUUAUAAGAAAGUCGAUUGUCAAUGGUAAAAACACGUUCACGAAAACCAGACAAACAUACCGAUUAGAAAAGAUUUCAGAGAUGCGAUACAGACGUCAGACCUACAAUAAUAAUGGCCGUAGAGCAGAAAAAGGUUUCCGAGCAGGUCGGUAACCAUUACGUGGGAAUGAGCCAUUUUUUAAAAAAAAAAUUUUAAAACAUUGAUUUUCAAAGAGCGGCAAUGGUUAAGAUAAAAAAACAUACUAUAGUCGAAGAAAAUGGCAAAUAUGUUUUACUAAGCCAUUUCAUUGAGAAUUGAUAAGUAUUAAAAACACAAUAAUGCGUUUUAAAUUUUGACACAUUUGUCAAAGAGUUAAAUAUUGCAUGUUAAGGAGCCGCACGUUCCCGACCUCUGCCGUAGAGGAAAGUAUCUCUCGUGAGUUUUCCAAAAAAUCAAUCGGCUCUGGGACACGUAUUUCAUUAAUCCGCGGCUCUUGUUUAGGGGGGGAAUUGUAUAUCGAAAAAUAGAUAUAAAUCUAUUGACGGUGGCGUCGAGUGUUAUGUUAUUUAUUAUAUUUAUUGGUAAUAGUAUACAGCCGGUGUUGCAAAAUAUUAAAAAUAAAGCGCAAACGAUUUGUAUGGUCACCGCUGCUGAACAUUGAUUAUGGGAACCCGCAAAAUACGGCCAGUCCGAAAGAAAUCUGAGAAACCGGACACUGGUCGCCUGUUGUAGAAAACUGUAAGGACAUUGACAACUUGAAGCAAAGCAAUAAGAAUAUGUUCAGAAUUUCAAACAAAUUGCCUGAGACGCGAUUAACCUAGUCUCUAACGCAAUUUUUUUUUUGUUCGUACGCGAUUCAACAAUUUCAAUUCAAUUUAUAUCUGCAUAUAACGGUAAAUAAUUAUUGUGAACAUAAACGGUCUUGAAGAAAGUUCGGUUAUCUGUCUUCUGAAACCCCGUAUUAUUCGUUAAAAUUCGAAUUCAAAAAAACUUAUAAAAAAAAAAAAAAAAUGUCUUAUGUUUCGAUUGACUUGCAAUUUUCAAAAAUUUCUGCUUAGCUAAAAUAAUGUUAUCCUUAUUAAACUAAAUAAUAACUAAAAAAAGAAAAUGGAAAAUUGUAUAUGCCUCUUAACAGGUCAAUUAUGUUUUGAACAUUUUAUACAGAUUUUCCUAGUUUUCCAACAUUUAUCCUGGUUUUUCACAUUUGUUUGGAAAACUCCUAAGAAAAUCGAAAAAUGACCUAUUUAAAAGACUUCCUUAGUGAAAUUUCCUUUUAGAAACAUCGCUAGCAUUAAAAGUUGGACCAAAAUUGCUGGUAGAAAAGUUGUGAACAGAAAAAAAGAAAACCGUAAUAUAUUUUAACUAAUACCUACAUUUCUUAUAUUUUCCCGUUUUUUUUUUCGGUUUUUCUUAUUUGAUGAGAAAACUCCAAAGAAAAUUGAAAAAUGAUAUCUUUAAAGUACCUCCCCACGCCUAUUUCCUUUCAGAAAAGGUGGUACACUUAGAAAUUCAAGCAAGUCUCUUGAAAGAAAAGUUGUUAACAGAUUAAAGAAAAAAAAUAAACAUCUUUGUAAAACCAUAAGCUUCUUCGCUCCACUCAGAAACUAAAACGAAAUAUCAAAAAUUAAGUGGCCGUUGUUGUUGUUGCAAGAUAUUCCUGCGGGCUUUCCUAAUAAUUAAGAGAACUCCAAUAAAAUUAAUCAAAAGGCGACCGCUCAAAUGAAAUAAUCAUAAAAAAGGUGUAAAUAAGAAAAACCACGCCUAUAAUCUUUAUAUUUUAAAAAAGCAUCCGUGUAUAACAAUAAUAUUGUAUUUUUGGUUGGUCGUUUGGUUAUCCCCGUGGCGGUUUUUCACCGGCACAGUACUUUUGGUGACGUGUCGCAAAAAUCGUGUAUUUUCCUCACGUAUUCACGUGACUUAUUUUACGACCGGACGACGAAAUAUUAUUUUAUUUUCCAUUACGCCCCGAUACUCCGUAAUCUGUAGAAUACCAGUAAUAAGUAGAAAUGUGAUAUAAAUAAUAAAACGCCGGAAAUUAUUCAAUAUUGACCAAAGAUAUUGUACGGCUAUAAUAUUAUAGAUUUCGAACGCAACGAGUAAUGUAUUGGUUAAACUGAUUGUGUAUGUGUGUAAGUGUUUUUUUUUUUUUCUGUUGCUAUCCGUUUUCAACUUUUCUACCGGGAAAAAACUGAUUGAAAUGUAUUAUUUUAUUUCUGAAAGCAAAUUUUGUUAAUUUAAUGGCUGAUUAGGUCGUUUUUUGAUUUUCCUGUGAGUUUAUUUUAAAUAAUGGGCAAAACCCGAAAAGUUCGACCCUUUAGAAAAAUAGUGGUAUAAAAUAUAUAACAUUUUUCCAAAAUAAAUUUUCUAUUCUUCCGUGGUGGUAAAUAUUUAUUGCCAUCUACAUAAUCAUGUUAAACAUGUUGUUAGAAUUGUCCGAUAUAAGGCAGCACCAUCAAAAAUUAUCCGUUGGCAUUUAAUCAGUUAUUAUAUUUUAUAUUGAUAAACACUUAUUAUGUGUUUGUGUAGGAUAAAUUAUCAUAAAAUGUUGUGCUUCAAUGUAGAAAACAUUGGUUUUGGAAUUUACGGUUCUGGGUUUUUUUUUUCGCAAAUUAGUUUAAAAUAGAUCUGAAAUCGUUAUAAAAUAAUUAUAUUCAACUUUCUAAUUGUUUUAGCAAUUCUUUUUGUUUUUAACUAAAUAUCUUGUUCUAAAUUUCACGAGUAGUGUUUUGUCUAAAAAAAAUGUCGUCAAGUUUUCUAAUUAGCAAAAAAGGAAUAUAUUUUCGAUUCUAAGCGAAACAAGGAAUAUAUUGAUUUUAGAAUAAUAUUAUUUUUUUUUAUCAAUAAAAAACUUUUUUACCAGAAAUCUUGUUUGGAUUUUCAAAUUUACCUCCUAUUCCAUAGUAUUGAUUACUUCAGAUAUACAUACAAAUUUCAAUCUAUAUCCUACCAUUUCAAGUUCUCACCCUACAACAGUGACCCACCUUUUACGCGAAGUAUAUUCGUAUUUUAGAUUCUGAGUGGAGUGAAGAAGCUUAUAGUUUUACAAUGAUGUUUAUUAUUAUAAUUUUUUUCUGUAGGCAACUUUUCUAACAGAAAUCUUGCUCCGAUUUACAAGUGUAGCACUUUAUUUUAACGGAAAUUAGAUUACUGGGGAAGUACUUUAGUGGAGAUAAUUUUUCGAUUUCCCCAAGAGUUUAUACAAUAAUUCCGAAAAACCGCGAAAAAAACAUAGGAAAACGGAAAAAUAGGUACAAUAUUAAACAAAUAUAUAAUGAAUGAAGCAAGAAAGUAAAAAAAAAUUAUUAAAAUGGUUAAUACAUGUAAAUAAACAAGCUAUUACGUUAUUUACAUUUUGACUGUGGUUUACUUGAUGAUGAAUUUUUAAUUCGAAACCAAUCGUAAUAUUACACUUAUCACAAACUUUAGGCGACGCAUUCAUUAAUUGAUUAAUUUUAUUUGUAUAUGUACAUUUUUUUAUUUUUAUAUUUAUUUACUUUAAAUGUAUGAUGCUUAUGUAAUUAUUUGACCAUAAUAUGACAUAUAUUUUGUUCACAAAGCAACACUAUCGACUGAACUUCGCUCAGAAUCGUUUUUUCGUUAGCGAUAGUUUAUCGUUACUUAUAGAUACGCAUUACAUUUCCCCUCUACCUACGUGUGAAGUUGCCCCGCGUUUUAAAAUUCAUAUUCGAGUAUUUGGUAUGCAUAUUGAGCGGAUAGAAGUAAAGAACGAACGUUUUGACAGUUUCGUACAAGGCUAUAUCCAUGUUUUAGUUUGUUCUCGAAACUUCAAAUAGGUUAUUCCCGGAACUUUUUGAUGGUUUUAGGAGAAAAUAAUGAUAUGAACUGACGAAAACACGGUCAAACUUCUCGGGCAAACGUUUAAAAACGUAACGUUUCUCCGUAGUACCCCGUAAUUGUAGCACCGUCAAAAUAAUAACAUUCUUUAAUCCUAAAAGUAGCUCGACAUUUUUACUGGAAAUCCGUCUACAAACUAUCGAAAAUAUUAUGACCAAUUUUAUUUUUCUGAAAUUCGUCAUUAUAUAGUUAUUUGUAUGGUUUAAUAAUUUCCGUGGAUAUUAUUUAUUAUAAUACAUUAUUACAUUCAUAACUCGUGUGUCGAACGGAUAUUAUAGUUUACCGGCUGUAAUAUCGAUCACAGUGCUGGCGAAGAACCUGAGAGACGUUUUAGCGUCGCAGACAUUUCACCGCCAAGUUUAUACUCUGUGUGAAGUGUCGAGAAAAUUGUCGAAAAAAAAAAUCAAUAAACGAUAAAUCGUUAAACAUAAACAACCUGAAUGAAAAUUGAUUUAUCGAAAACUGUGUGUGGGCACCUAAAACAUAAAAAAUUGUAUAUAUUAUUAUCAUAUUGCUCACGAUAAUGAUGAUUUUAAAUUUAUUCGCGUAUUAUACAAACAUAUUUCUAUUAGAAAAUUACAUUACAAUACUGUACCAUGGUAAAAUAUUUUAUAAUUAUUAUACCCAUUCCGUCGAGCAUCGAAUGAAAAUUUGCAUAAAAACAAUGAAAAUCAGGCAAGGUUAAAACUAAAUUUUACAAAUGCAUUUUGACUGUAAAUAUUUCUGAAUAUUAUAAGAAAAAAAAAAAAAAACAAAAGUGAGCAACGGAGCUCUGUCAUUGAAGUCGAACUUCCCCCAAUUGUUAUCUUUUAAAACAAUAAGUUUAUUUUUUUUUUAUAUAAUUUUAUUGAUCUAAAAUAGUUAAGCUUGCCAGAAUUUUUUUAUAUUUUAAUCUGUAGGGAUAUUGAAUAAAACCCGGUGUUUUCCACAAAAACAUGUGAUUUGAGCAUGCAAAUGUUCGGGUAGUGGUUUGAAUGUUUAAACCAUCAAAAGGCAAAUGCUCGGUACUUAAAUCGCUCGUAUGACAAAUCGUAUCUCCCUCGAUUUAUUUGUAUGCUUAAAGAGGUUUUUGAGGGGACGUUUAAAUUAAAAAAAACUUUCUCUUCACGACACAACACGGUAAAAUUCAACCGAAAUUUUACAUUUAAAGUCCGCACACAAAAUGACUCUAAUACUCGGGUUUGAGCAUAUUCAGUCCGGCGAGGUAUUUACUAAAUGUAUCGAAAAGUUGCGGGUAAAGGAUAAUAUAUAAUAUAGUAUAAUAUUAGCCAGUUUUACUCAAACUUUGUUUAUGUUCUUUAGCUGAUAGGAGGCGAUAGUUGUUAAUCUUAAUUUUAUCAACUAACUAACAGAUGGCUAUCUUGACUAUCUUGUUCUACUAUCUUUGUUUAAUUUUAAAGACUUUUUUAUUUCUGUUCGUCAUAUAUAUAUAUAAAUAUCAUCAUUUUCUUUUUUUAAGAGUAACACUUAUUAAUUAUGUUGAGAACCAGCCAAUUUUUAGAACGGUGCGUAUGACAAAUAGUGAUCCAUUAGCUUUCUAGUUUUUUGUUAUACCUACAGCUAUUUGGUGUUAUUAUAUUUUAAAUGUUAAAAUAUGUUAUUAAUUUAGCAAUCGAACUUAGUCUGUAUUGUUGAAAAUAAAAAAAAAAUAAUAAUAAUAAUAUAAUCGACACAAUCAUCAGUGUGAUGAUCUAUAUUUUCGAGGAAAAUUUGUCAAAAAAUGUGAAGUAUUAAUAUCAGUAUGUUCAGUUGAUUUUCGACUUGCGCGUUUGUUUUUUACACUUCUCCGGUGGAACGGGACAAGUACCUAUAGAAACGCACGACGUAUAUUAUUAAUAUAUAAAACGACUUGCGCGGCUAACGAAAUUAGCGAUAUAAAUAAUUUAGCGACGCGUGUUAAUUUUUGUUACCAAACAGGUAGCAGCAGUGCCCCGUCGGUUAUGCGUUGUCACUCCGUCGUGUUUUCGAUUAGACUUGAUUACACACGGCGACAGCCAUGGCCAUUUUAAUAUCAUCCACCAACCCGUGAACGUAUUUCGCUGUCACGGCACUAAUUAUUUUCGUGCACGACUGUAGACGAAAAAAAAAAAAAAAGAAAAAGAAAGAAAGACAUGAAGCAAAAACCCAAAUAAAAAAUUGGUUUUUGAUGGUGUCGAUUAGGCGAAUUUAUGUUACACGCGUGUAAAACAAAGAAACCCAAAAAUCUACAGUUCGCUGCAAACUAUAAUGCAGUCCGAUAACAUUUUCGAUUAUUUUACGACUAUGGUAUGUCGAUUCAAAUGAAUGUUACGGAAAAAACUCCUACGAAUAACUAAACAAACACUUGAAUGUUUUUUUCUGGAUUAAAAUGCAUAGAUUAUAGGACCGUAUAGAUUGUAUACUAUAUAUUCCAUAGAGUAUGUGUAUCCUCAAGAUAUAUUUUGUUUAUGUAUUUUAAAUAAUUUCGUUUCUUAUAAUUACAGGCAACGUGGAAAUCUUACACUUGGGCAAAUGGGGUGCGGUGUGUGAUGACGAAUGGGACAUACGCGAAGGUCAGGUGAUUUGCAGGCAACUCAAUUUCGGUGGCGCCGUCAAGGUCACGCACAACUCACAUUUUGGACAAGCGACCAGUAAGUACGACAUAACAUAACUAUAAAUUAUUAUUUCCGUAUAGGAGGAUUAUUUUUAAUUGGAGCUGGCUCGAUCAAUAUUUACGACGAAAUAGUCAUAGGAUUUCCGAAAAAUUGCGUUUUUAUUUUUUUUAGAUUUCAUAUAAGUUAUGUAUGGUUUAACGUUUAACUAUGUAUGAUACAGAUUAUUUUUCUUUCGGAUUGCCUCCGAAUACAAUUUCCUCUGCCUUCUUUCGGCAAUUUUAUUCUUAAACAUUUUUUUCCCCCGAAAAUCGUACAUUUUGGGUAGAAUACCAUUAUCAUUUUAUACAACUCAUCAGUAUUUUGAGACGUUGUUUCGAGCGAUAAUGUAUAAUAUGUAUAUUCAACAUUUUAAUAUGAAUGAUAUUUUUUCUCUCGAGGGAGAUACUGGAUGGACAACACUCGUUGCGGUGGCCAUGAGAAGGAGAUCACCGUGUGCCGGUUUGACAGUUGGGGCGAAAACGACUGCGAUCCGUCCGAGGCUGCGGGCGUGGUAUGCUAUUCGCCGGAAUCGAAUAUGACACUGAAUAACGCAACCACUACCAUAGUUGUCAAUCUACCGAAGAAAAAAGUCAAAAAACACAGAAUCAAAGUAAAUAAUUACAUUAUAUUUGUUAAAUCACCCAAUAUUAUCCGGGUUCGUUUGUUUCAAAAUCAGAAAUCGAUAAAAGAAAUUUAAAUUGGCGUGUCUUCCCGUUUCCAUCCUUAUCCCUAUCACAGCUGUUCAUCUUUGUUGCCGGUUAUUUAUUUAAAAAAAAACUUUCUUGUCUGUGGCAAUUUUAUUAAAUAAUAAUAACUGUUUUUGUUCGUCCGUAUCACCAAAGUGUAACCCAUAAAUCAACAAACAAAAUAUAUUCAAGUUUUGUUCCAAAAAUACCGAAAACCCAAUGUUAGCCACUCUUAAGUGAGUAAAUUUCGAGAUAAAAGGAAAUUGAUGCAUUUUUCUGGUUUUAAAUGGCAUGUGCUUAAAAUUUUAUCAAGAAAUGUACUCAGAAUAUUUUAAGUGAAAAGACAGACAUUCAGAUAUACUGAAAGAUUUCUAAUUGUAUAUAAUAUAGGAUCAUUCUAUUUAAUUUCACCUGAUGCGUGUGCUGGACAAAUUGUAUUAAAUUGUCGAAACUUUUAAUUUCCAAUAAACAAAUUGCAUAACUUAAAUUUAGUAAUAUAUGGUUUUAAUUUUUGAAAAAAAACUUCAAUUGCCUUUAGAGGCCAAUAAAUAGAAAUUUUUAGAUAGAAAAAUGCGUAUUGUUGCAAUUGUAUGACACGUAUGAACAUUUAUUCGUGUUACAAAUUGUGUGUUUUUUUUUUUUUUGAAAUAUACUUAACUUCCUAUUUAUUUAAAAUCAUCUAAUAUAGCAUGGAAUGGGUCAUGGAAUUACCCUAUAAUAUUUUUAAAUUUUUUUUUUUCAAAAACUUGACAGUAUCGUAGGUAACAGAUUGUCAAUGUUAUCGAUUUUUUGAAGGAUUUCUGGAAGGUAAAAUAAAUCGAAAACAAAUCGAUUCAGAAAGCCUACAGUUUAUUAACUACCAGUAUUAGUUUAUUAUUUCAAUUACGGUCAUAAUUUCCACAAUUUCUAGUACAUGUCUCUGUUUGAUUCUAUGUGUAGACUUUUUAAAAUUAUCUUUACCUCUGUAUUUCCAACUCUAUAUUGGAGGUCCCUAGGUAAUUUUUGACUAUGGUAUCUCGUUUACUUUGUACUAUUGUUUGACCUCUAGACAAUCAUUUACAUAGUUUUUUCAUUUCGUUAUAUUAGUUCUUCUAUUGUACACUACGGAUUCUAUUAAGUUGAAUCCGCUGAAGAACUGUAUUCUUUCAAAACCAGAAUUUUUAUUAGUUAUUUUAUUAAGGAUUCAAACGGCGCUAAUAAAAAUCCUAACGAAAAACGCAGUCGUAUUAUAUUAUUCCUUUUUUUCUGUAUUUAUACUAGCGUUCCGGUCACGUUGCCCGGUCUCGUAUUUUUUAACAUUGAAAAAAUCCAAAAGAAUAGCGCGAAAUACUGAUUAUUAUAAGUUAAUUUUUUUUUUUUCUUUUUCCUUCGUAAACGGAUAAAAGGAAUAUGGAAAACUGUGGAAAAACUGUCAUAAAAAAAAAAAAAAAAAAAUAAUAAUAAUAAUAAAACAUUAGCCACUCGGUUUGAUAAAUAUCAGCUUGUAUAUCAUUAUAUUUUGUUAACUGUUACGGGGCGUUCGGAGUAGGCAAAUCGGGUACUCGCGUGCAUAUAAACCGGGUGCGUUGUAGCAUUCUAUUCGUGUACUAUGUUAAUGUUAUUAUUGUUGUAUCGCGUUUUUCAUUAUUACUGUUGUUAUCAUUAUUGCGUAUCACUUUAUUAUUAUGUUGCACAGGACACUUUAGGAUUCAACGGCGAGCUUCGAUUGGUCGGCGGCAGAACGCCAGAAGAAGGCCGAGUGGAAGUCAAGACCGACGACGGUAAGUAUCAACGGAUUGCAGCGUAUUUUUAUUUAUUUCAAUUAACUAUUCAAUAUAAUAACAAUAUUCCGAGUUGUUUUCUCAUAUGUAAGAACGAUAUUCCUUCCACGCAUAGGUCUGGCUGUCUGAUCGCUAAACGAAUCUACAGUUACAAUCCGGUCUCGAUUAUAUUUCGACAUUCAAAACAAGAAAAAUGUCUUCGUCUACAUAUUUAACUCGAAACGUAACCCCCGAUACAGUUGUGAAUUGUCGGUUGUUUCGGAAUGAAAACUGAUUUUUUUUUUUUUUGUUGAUUUGUUGAUUUAUGGAUUAAUUUGACGACACGGACGGAAACCGCCGUUGUUAUAAUUUAGUCUGGUCGCAUACACUUUUUAAAUCAGAUAGAAUAUUGGGCGACAACGAUUAACUGCGAUGGGGAUAAUGGCGGAACUGAGGAGACGCUUCAAAUGGGAUUUCUGUUUUCCAAAGGAUCGCGGCCGGUAGACGCGCGGGUUAUUCAAACGGUAAUCAAUAAUAUUUUAAUAUUUAAGGUGUGCUCAUAACUGUAUACAUAUAUAUUUCGACGUUUGUUGCUAAAUUAUACACACGCGAAAACACGUGUCUAUACGCGGUAAAUAUUUACAGUUCGUUAGUGACGUUGUCGUGGCUCACUGUUGCAGAUAACUUAUCGCGAUAUUUCGAAACGGUAGUUUUUCUACAAUAUCUCUGACGAUAAAACUGAUAUAGUUAGAAACAAAAACAACCCGGCGACAACCGGUCGGCUUGAUACUGCACAACACUAAAUAAAUAUAUAAUUUUUACCCCCGUUCGCACUCAGUUUCACUGUUUACAAUCGUAACUAACAUUAUGACGUUGAGUAAAUGUUAACAAGCCGAUGGGCACAUUCUAUACGUUCGUCGUCGCGUUACGAUUCGAGCUAAAACCAAUUUAUCGGAUUAUGUCCACGAAGGAAAAUCAUUUUUUAUUAUUUUUUUUUUUUCAUUGCACAUCGUUAUCAAGACGCCUAGGCGUACGAAAAUGGCUCUCUCCACGUGACCAUUAUAUUUUUCCUCGUUUUCGCUUUUAACAUUAUGCUACACCCGUGUGUAUCUACUUUCCCCGCUUUAUAAAUCGACUGGAUAACGUCGGCACGUUUUUCGGUUUAAAAUUGUCUAAUAGAAAAACUCUCAUUCCUCAUAGAAUGGUCCUUUUUCUAAAACUGUUUUUUUUUCUUUCAUAUUUUAUACUCUAUUUUAAACUUCCAACUUGAACCACAUUGAACUCCGUUUUUAAAUAUAUUUUAACCUCAAACUUUUUAACAUGUUUUUUUUAAAAAAAAGCCAAUGAAAAGUUAUUUUUCACCAAAUUUCUCAUACCUACCAUUAUUUGAUAUCAAAUUAAAAAAAUCGGAGUUCAAUGAUUUAGAAUGAAUACCAAUAAAUACGUGAUAAAUAGUCUUAUCAAAAUAAUUUUUGAAUUCUACAAAACCGGAGACAAUUUGGAAAAUGGGAUUCCAGACCUUUGAGACGAAUGUAUUUCACUGUGUAUUAUAGAUACCAGACGUCAGAACGCAUACACGUCGUUGUCAUUUGGAGAGAAAAUAUUUAUUUUUUUUACCCAUGACGUGAAAAAAGUUAUUUAAUACAUUUUUAAAACCGGCGACGGCACCGCGUGUAUCGUUUUGCGAAAAUGCGUGAAAUAUUCAACGCAAUUACAAAUACCAUUAAUUUUAAAGCGAUGACAUAACGACGUUCUAACAAUGCAUUGUAUACUUUAUACCGUGAAAAUUUAAAUACAUACGAUUUUGCCGUAUAAAUAUGUUUAUUAGGUUUUUACGAGGCUAGGUUUUUUUCGUCUGACCGACGAAUAACAAUAUUACCUAUGACACUAUUAAAAACGGUAGCGUAUUAAUUACAAAAAAACUCGAUUUUGAGUUAUAACACUUUUCCUAUUGUAUAUUAAAUGCAGUCCUUUGCGAUGCAUUUUCUCAUAGUUUACACAAGUUCACUGAGAAAAUAUUAUUAUGCAUUGUGUAUUAAAAGUGCAAUACCGAAAUAAUAAACUAUUGCCUUGCAAUUAAUUCAAAUACAGUUAUUGCUUCGGUCCACUAUACCUGUGUGUUAAUUAAAAACAGUUAAAUUCGUACAUUGAAUAAUUAGAUUUGCUUGAUUUGAAUUGUACGUGGUGAUAAAUUAGUUUAUUUUAUAUUUUACUGGGGUUUGAAAACGAUUAAACUGUUUAAACUUUUUUAUCAAAACAUUCUUUACAAUCACGAUAAAAAGAUUUUACUACGUUACCGUUUUCAAAGUGCGUUUAUCGACGGUGAAACGUUUCGAAAGCGUUUUAUACUAUUUGGUCGGGUCGGUUAGUGUGAGCGGCUCUUGUCCAAAGUUAUUAAAGUCCGAGUGUUUGUGCGUUUAAAUGGGAUGCUUCCCAGUACGGAGUAGUUUGUCAAAUAUUUGACUUUCGGACGUUUACUUUGGGCCGUAUCACAGUUUCGCGUUUUGGGUGUCGAGUGUAAAUCGAGUCAGGUUCGCAAGUAUAGGUAAUAAUGAUUACCAUCCGGGUUUCAAAAUCGAUUUUGACGAUGUCGACAAUAUCGAAAUACGAAUAUACUAAUGCUCGAAAUGUGCUGGGUUUUUUUUACUACGAUUUGGUUUUUAGUCUGUCUGUAAACAAUCUUUUCUACCGACCAUAUUGGUCAGUUCACAAACUGUUGCGUAUUAUUAUUUCCUAAAAUAAAAUGUCACUUUGUCGGUGUAUGGAAAAAACCAUCUUGAUGUUAUCCAUGUAGAUUUUUAAUAUAGUUGAGAAAAAUCGGAACAUUUACGCAGUAACAUUUUACGUUAUUUUCGAUUUUGUUUUUGUAAUGCACUAAGAAAUAAUCGUUAAGAUCUGCAAUUUUCACAGAACAUUAAUUGUGUUAUAGACAUGUAAAUUUUCCAAAAAUCUCUGACGGAUUUUGACUCGUGCAUAUGUAUUUGAAGUGUUUUCGUUUUUUAGUUUUGGUUCGGUUUUAUGCGAAUAAAAAUGUUUUGAGAACAUUUUAUACGAGAUUCGUCUUAAUAAUGAUAUGAUGGUUGUUGGAGGUGAAAUUAAAUGGGGACCAUACGUACUUACAAAAAUACUAACGUCAGUGUUUUCUAACAGUUUAAAUUUUAAUACGUCGAAUUGAUCGUUAAUAUGCGUGAUGCUUAUUAGGUUGUAAAUAAUCAUGCAUCAGUGAACACGUGAUGUGAAGUGUAAAACUGCAUGACCACUCAAAUAUUGAAGUACCUACUGAAACAAUGGCUGCUUUUUUCACGAUUCACGUUUGCGGAUUUUAACUCGGGCACGAAUCAUUCGAAAAUUUUGAUUAACGUCGGGUUUUAUCAUCGUAAAAUUGAUCGAUUUAAUUCCAUAUUUCUCUUUUUUUAGCACGCAGCGUUGUCAAGAAAACCGAAUCUACGGGCAAGAUUUUUGCUUGAUAGGACAACGAUUUCCAAUUUUCAUAUUUGAUUUAAACUAUAGAUAUAGGCUUUUAAUAUUAGAUGGAGAAACACGUGUUUCGUCCAUUGCGCGUGAGUGAAAACAGUUGUCAACAUUAUUGAACGAACGGUUUAAAUUUUAAGUUUUGAGUACACACUUUUUUUUUUUUAUUUUGUCUACUCAAUUACAGGAUCUAAACGGCACAAAAAGCUCAUUAACAAUGCGUAUUCAUAUGAAGGACGUUAAAAAAAAAAAAGUACCGAAUGGAAAAAUUCAAUAUUUCCAACAGAAGAAAGUUAUUGCCGUCCUAAAAAAAAAUAAUUGUUAAAAUCACUAAUAAUUGUUUUUUGACUCUCAUGAAAACUAUGAAUUGUGUCGCUUAGACCCUAUUGCCGUGUCACUAUUGAUAUUAUUUACAUAUUCGCUAAAAAUAACCACCGAAAAUACGAGUUAUUGGUGUUAUUUGGACACAAGUUAACGGAUAGAAAAUCGCAUCGGACAAUCCAUAUUAUAUGUCGUCAUUUGAAGAAAAAGCCAUCAUUUGGACGAUUUCAUGUGGACUAUCCAAACAUCGAUCGGCACAAGCACAGACGUAAUCAGGUUUUCGUGACAAAUCGUUAAAAUCUCGGCCAUGUUUUGAACAAAAUAAAGGACUGGCGUACCUCAGCAAUUUAAAGCGAUUGAAUUCACACACUCAUUUUUGACCGACCAAGAUGGUUCGGGACAAUAUUUUGCAUUAACAGAGAUCGUCGUUUUUUUCGGACGCACAAUUAUAAUUUUCCGGUCGUUUAUCCGGGGAACUCGAAUCGGCUAUACGUUGUUUGACAUUUUGUUUUUUAUAAAAAUCUACGGCCAAACUUACGAGUUAUGUGACAUUUGUGAAAAAAAAAAAGCGGCCAUAUAACGGGCAUCACGUAACGCGAAUGAUUUAUAUAUUAAUAAUGCAAUGUUUUCGAUUUGUAUAAACGCGCGCGCACGCGCCAACAAUAAUACAAGUUUCGCGUACCGGAGUUUUUUUUUUAUGCGUUUCAUAAUGUUUCGCGUUCCGUCCGUUCGCCGUUGUUUAUGGCGAAACGUUUAAACGGAACAAAUAAAAAUCGACGACACGGCGAAAUCGUUUUACUCGGCUCUGCGUUUGCGUUUUUUUUUUUUUUCCGUUAUUGUGACCCGCCGUGCUGCGCAGUGUAAUAUAAUAUACAUAUAAGUACGAGCAUAUAAAAUAUAACAUGAUUUAUUAAUAUUAUUGCUAUUAUUUUGAUUGUAUCCGUUUGAUUUUAUUAUUAUUUUAUAUUCCGAGCGCACCGGGUGAUGUACUAUUGGUUUUACUAUGGUUUUAGAUCCCGAACCCAACGAGCGAUCUAUUAUUAUUAUUAUUUUUAGUGUCCGAGUGGAGCGAAGAAUGGCAUUGGUUUUACAGUGAUGUUUAAUUUUUUUAUUUUUUUUCUGUGGACAAAUUUUCUACCAGCAAUUUCGCUCCGACUUACAAUAAUAGACCUUUUUCUGAAAGAAAAUCUGAUUGAAGAGAUACAUUAGGGAAGUAAUUUAUUGAUUUUCUCAAUAAUUUUUUUUUUUGUUAAUUGUAAAUAUCAAGCAGCUCUCAAGUAACUCUUAAAUGAUACGUUACCGUUAUUUUUGUGACGGAGGUGAAAUAGCUACCUGCUUUUAAAAUUCAAACAGUAACCUAUAUUGAAAAUAUCAUAUCUGGAUGAAGUAUUUGUUAACAUUAUGUCAACCUACGUUUCGAUUUAAAAUUUUUAAUUUUCGACAGGGAGAGAGUAGUGGAUUAUUAUUUGUGUGGCAGCAUGAUGUUUAAAUAGUGUUGAACUUCUCCUCACUGACCAAACUUUACAAUAAAAUAUCUAGUCAACGGUUUGACGGAAAUUUAAAAUCUAUAGAUUGAUAGUAUUAUAAUACUUCAUCUAUCGUUAGUUUUUCUUUUCUAAAAUAAAGAUCAAUAUUUGAUAAACAAAUGCAGCUAAUGGUUUUAUUUUUGGAUCUUAUUUACUUGACGAUAAUCUGAGAAAUGGUACUAGAUUAAUGUCGUAUAAAUCUUUAUUACCCAUAUUUCAAAUGACUACGAUUUUUAUCCAGUAUAAAAUAUGAAGACAGAAUAUAAUUAUAUCGUGAAACGAAAGUUUUCAGUACAAAAUAAUUAACAAAGAAACGAUAAAAAGAAUAAAUAAACAAAAGCACUAGAAAAACAAUACAGUUAUAUGGUUUAAUUUACUAGUAAAAAACGUAGUCUAACGAAACAGAAAUGGUUCGCUAUUACUUCUCGUGUACAGUAUAUGUAAAAACGAAACUUAAGUGUAGGUAGCCGUAUACCUAUAUAGCUUGUUGUUCGUGUUUCGUAUGUCGUCAAGUCUGAAAAUAUAUUUUCAUACCAUAAUUAAUUAUCACUCCAGUGGAUACAUGAAUAUACGACGAAAAGAAUAUUUGCGGGAAACCAGAUUCACUUGAAUAUCGAAAGGUUCUCAGCUGGUUUCGGCAUAAAAAAAAUUUGCUAGCGAAUAACGAUAAAAUUUGAAAAUUUUUAUUUCAUAGUUUAUUAAAAAAAAAAAAAUUAAAUAAAUAUAAGAAAAACUAUAAACGAGUUUAAUGAUGGAAAAAAUAUAUGUUAAUAUAAUAUAACGAAAAACAUUAUUGAAUGAAAUAAGUAAUUAGGAUUAAAUAAAAUGUAAACAAUAACCGAUAGCUUUACUUGAAGUUCGUAUCGGUUUUGAACGGUGAGAGAAGAGGGCGCGGGUGUUGGCAGCGGGUUGUCGAAGGUGAACGUCACUAGAACGGCGUUACAAAUGAAAUGGGGCAAAUGCCGCGCCACGGUCCGUAUUUAUACUCCUGUUCGGUGGUCGGAGGCCGUUGGACGGCAGCAUUGGUCGGCGGUCGAAGACAGCGGCGCUCGCGACGAACUUUACGGGUGGCGGCGUGAGAAAAACCGCGAGAGACCGUGAGAGACCGGUUGACUGGUGGCGCGUGCGGUAGGCUUGUGGUGGCCUUGUUGCGUAGAGCGCGACACUCUGCGGUUUGUAUUGUGGUGCGGAAAAAAUCGGUUGCUUAUGGCGAAAACAAGAAGUUGCAUAUCAUGGUAUAUUAUUAUGCUUUAUGGACAGCUGUUAUUUUUGCGCCUUACAAUGUGUUCAUUACAUAUUACGGGAUUAUGCGCAAUUAUUCAAAUAAUGCAUUAACUCGUGAUAAAUCUAACUUUACCAUUAGUUUGUAUGCCGAUUUAUGUUUUUUGUUCGUCAUAAAGAGACGACUCUGUUCUUUGCCACCGGAAAAUUUUCUCUUGAUGGACUUUAGUUCGGGCUGACAUGUGCCCACAUCUUUACUAACGGGAGAUAAAUUGACUCCCUUCAUUCCUUUGGCAGUUUGUAUUUUAAUUUGUUUUCCUGUUUUCUUUGUCUGGCGUUUUUUUGGCGGUUCAACGAUAGGUUUUUUAUCUUUUGUAUCAGAAUCACUUGAAGAAGAAGACGAUGAACACGAAGAAGUCGACGAGGACGAAAAAGACGAUGAACUGCUAUCGUGCCCUGAUAAUCUGUUACAACAUGAACAAUUAUCGUUACACUGGGGAGAUUCCGUUCUUUUAGACGCAUAAUUGUGAUCUAAUUGCACUUUAGUUAAUAUCAUACUCGCUAAUUCGUUUGCCAAUUGUCUCUGUUGGCGAAUAUAUUCCCAAUAAUGAUUCGCAUUCGGCCUUGGUGACACGACAUCUACUUUAUAGCGGUAUGCAAAACCCUCAUUAUCACUGUUGGAUGAACUGUAAAUCGCCAUAUUUACAAAUCGAUAUUAACAUUCAUUAAACUAUAAUAUAAUUCAUAACGGUACAAAAAUGUAUAGAAAAAUAUUUAGAGUUUCCAAUAGCAAAUUAAAUGUCUUGUUAUAUUUUGUUAAUGAUAAAAACACACUCAAUACGUUGUAUGGAUACGAUAAUAAAUCAAAUGUAAUAACAAUGUUUUUUUGUAACCAUUAGGUGACUAAAUUUUAAAACCGAAUCAUAAAAUUCACGGAGUUCCAAACAACUUUGUAUAGAAUCGUUUUACGUUAGCAAUGAUUUAUUGUUGCGUACAGCUAUAAAUUUAAAUAAAUGUAUGUAUAUAACCUUUUAUUUUUGUGUGCCUGUGAGGGGCCAGAUGUUUUGUUCCAAAGUAUCGAGUGGACCACCUUUUCUUAAAGAAAUGUUACCUAGCUAGAGUUCAUUGAGAGGUCAUUUUUUGGUUUUUUUCCCAGCGGUUCUCAUAAGAAAUGGAAAAAACUAGGAAAAAAAUGUAUGGGUAAAACGGAAAAUAUUUACUGCGUUACCGAUUCCAUUCCAAAAAUUUGACCAAAGGUCAACUGUAGGUUCAACUGUGUUUUUUUUUUUAUAAAGCGUUUAAUAUUCAAAUUUUAAUGACAUCGUAAAUAUCACGAAAUUUCAAAACUCAUGCAGAUAUGUAAUAUUUAACUGAAGUUCGAUCAGAAUCGAUAGAAAAUAUUGAUACGUAUAGUAUACCAAUAUAAACUAACAACUGUUUUAUAACAAAAUUAUGGUUAUGCUUUGCAGUGCAAGCUCUUUUCCUUUGCUGGGCAUAAUAUAUUUAAAAUAGGUCACUCGAAUAUUUGCCAGUUUUUACUUCCCUGUUAAUUGUUAUCGUUAAACAGAAGAGUUCAAACAAAUUUUGAUUUUCUUAGCAAGUAGUCCCAGGUUUUUAUAGACUCCCCGUAUCUCAUCCGAAGCGUUUAAUUUAAAGUUCCUAUAUUUUUUUUUAUUUAUUUAUGUCCCAGUGUGAUCGUAAAACUAUGCUAUUAAUGAAUCCCUUACAAGAACGAUGCGGAUGGCCAAUGUCCGACCAUCAUUUUCUUCGUAUUUGUCCCGUUGUGUUCCGUUGAUUUAUUGUAAACUUUAGUCGUUACUAGUAAUCGUAUAACGGUUGGAUUGUCAUUCUAUACUUUUGAUAAAAACAAAAUAAAAACGAACAAUGUGUUUCUUUCCAGACUUUUUUCCUAGAAAACAUUCAGUUUAUCGAAUUUUUCUUUUUGAUACGCCCACCUUCCAGUCACACGCGAUUUAACGAUACGACCGCGUGUUCCGUAUAAAAAAAAAAAAAAUAAUAAAAUAAAAAAAAAUAUCUCGGCAAACCGUGAAUUUUUCAGGAGUUGCGUUUAUUUACGUGUAUAUACCUAUUCGUACACAAUACAAAUAAUACGUAUGUACGCAUGCAGAAAAGAAAAAAAAAAAACUCGGAAAUUUAUAAAUAUUUCAUAAAAACCGCGUGCGUAUCGAAUACCUACGUGUCUAGUGGCCGGGUACGCCAGAAGGUUACCUACACACGUGGGUACAAUAUUAUACAGCGAAACUUUCUUCGGCAUACUUACAUAUUUUUAGACACAUACAUGCAUAUGAUACAGAUAUCUAAUAUGGCAAUAUUUUUAUACACGCGCGGUUCGGGAUUUCGUUGAUUGAGUUUUAUUUACUAUGCGAUACGUAAGUAUACAUAAGAGGAACCGCCGGUGUUCGAAACGGGCUACGGUCUGGAAACUCCCGGCCACCGUACGCCGCCGUCGUCACGCGUUUCCUCAAAACUUUUCGUUCGAUUUGCGCUCCGUGCAAAAAAAUAAAAAAUAAUAAUAAUAACAAUAAUACAAUCAAGGCGAUUCGCGAACCCGUGAUAUUUUAGGCGAAUUCGAUUCGCGUUAUUUUCAAUUGUUAUUUCGAAUCGUUUAAACUUGAUUUUAUUAACACUUUCACUAACAACGUUUCAUCAACAAUUUAUCACCCUCACUCCUUGCACCCGAAUCUAGUAUACAUUUUGUGUCUUCUAACCCCCCCCCCCCUUCCAAUCCCCCGUUCUUUUAAACACGGAUUCGCGCAGAGAAGAUUUAUCUACGCAUUUUGUUAUGCACAACACAACUAUGGGAUUUACCGUUUAUAUAGAUUCGAAGUUUAGACGGGAGGAAUAAUGAUAGGUUAUGAAUCUAAAAAUGAAUACGGAAUAUACAACCCCUCCUUACUCUUCCAGUGCAAAUGUUAAACUAUCGUGACACAUAAACGGUAAUCCGAUAUUACAGUGUUAUAUUUAUCGAUAUUUUUUGAAACAUAUUCUCUAUUCGAAUCUGUAUUUUUAAAAUUCGGCUUAUUUAUGGUUUAACGAGUACGGGCAAAAAAUUUAACAUGUUUUUUUUUUUUUUAAAUAAAUAAUUUCUUAAAGAUUGAAAAAAAAAAAAUAAAAAUAAAUCAAAUAUAUUUAAAAUCGUCCGAGUACAUUGUUGGUUCAUGAUUGAAUCACUCUGUGCGUAUACUGCAACUGAUACUACUACAAUAUAUUUCAAUGGAAUGAGGUAACGCGAAAUAUAUUAGCUGCAGAACGGACUUCGAUUGAAAUUAGUUUAUUUUUAGAAAUAGGUGGAGAGAGCGGUACCGACCGAUCAGAUCGGUACCGACCGAUUUGCGUUCGUAUCGAUUAUAAAAACGUAAAUGAACAACGAUUCCGAAAAAUCCGUCGGUCACAUUGCAGUACGAAAAUUGUUCCCCCGUGAAUUACAAUUCACAAGUUUUCAUACAAUCACAGAAUAAAUGAAAUCAAAGUUUAGAAUAAAACUUCGAUAAUAUGAAACUGAAUGGAUUCAUUGCCUGUUUCUGCAAGCAUGUUAGGGAAUCCGCACCACACACCGCCAUCGCGCGUGUACAAACAUGGACGGAAAUGUUCCCGAACAAUCAGUGAUAGUGUGUAAUCCAUUCUGUCAGACUUAUGAUGGAACUUUUAUAGUGAACCAAAUCCUAACAAAGCAAAGAUUUCCACGAAACAUAAUAUGAACUUCUAUACAGCCUUUUUUAUAUUAAUUAUAUUACGUAUAUAUAUAUUUUGAUUGUAUAUCAAAGGGAUAUUAAUUUUUUUAUAAAAAAAAAUUGAUAAAAAAUAAGAACAUUUGAUAUAAUUUUUUGGAACUUUAUAUUUUGGCGGUCAAGUGAACUAGCAGCGUCUUCAGUUGCGCUAAUCCAGGCCUGCUGAUUCUUAUACGUACUAAACUAUCACUGUUUUAGGAGGAAAUUCGGAAGGCGGGAUGUAUAGCGUAAUUUAAUUUUUUUCUGUGCGUAACGAUAAACUAUUGCUAACGAAAAACGAUUCUGUGCAGAGUGUAUGAAUCGUAAUAAAAAAAAUUGAAAUACCGGACUAAUUAGAAAUAUUUAAAACAAUUGUCUGUUUUAGGAUGGGGAGUGAUUUGCGGUGAUGGGUUCGGCGUUUUAGAGGCGAUGGUCGUAUGCCGUUCCGCCGGUCUAGGCUACGCAGCCGGAGCGUUCCAGACGGACCAGUUUGGCGGGCUGGAAAGACCGGUCGCGUUGGCGGCCGUCGAAUGCACGGGCGAAGAGCCGUCGUUGGACCACUGUUACCACCAGCCCGGAGCUGCGUGCCCCACUAGCAAGGAGACGGUGGCCAGCGUAGUGUGUGUCAAGGGUGAGUACGACUAAAUCAUUUAUAUUGACGCGAAUUUUGAGGAGUAUUUUUUUUUUUUUUUUUUAAACCAAAUGAAAUGUUUUUUUUAAAUACAGCGCGCGAUUCCUUUGUUAACGGUGUUACCGAAUAUUCCGUCUUCGGAUUGGCAUGGUGUAUUCGGGGGAGGGAUGACGAGGUGGCUUGGAAUUACAAGUUCGGGAUGUCCUUUUCUGCAGAAUGUACACCCGUGAUACAAAUUCUAUUUUUUAAACAAAAUUACUAUUUUUUACUCUUUAUAUCGUUUACCUACUAAUAAAGCACAUUAUUACAAAAAUACAUAACGGAAAGCGCGUAACGAUGAGUUGUGUAGUUUAUAAAUAAUAUACUAUAAGUAAUAUUGUAUACAUUUUCAAUGUCCGUUUCAAGUCUGCUCCAUAAAGUGAUAGUUACUAUCGUGAUAGUUGGUGCCAUAACGAUUGGUAUAGUAACUAAAUCAUAGAAGCCAGAUUAUUUUUGGUGAAUUUCUAAUGAAAUAUCCAAUAUCUGUGAACGCUAUCCCUCUCUUGGAUAUAUAAUUUUGUUACAAAAUCUACUAAUUCGAUUAUUUUCUAUUUGUUUUCACAGUAAACAUAUUAUCAUUCUACUAGGCGUCCGAUAGAUUUUUCGAUAUAUUCAUGUUAAAUACAGAAAACCUUCUUAAGAAAAAAAAAAAAAAUGCACUGAUAGUGACAGCGUUCACCCGUUGAUUGAAAUUGUAAAGAUUGUAUAGACAAAAUGGCAGUAGAGUGAAUUUCAAUAGAAACGUUUUUUAAAGUGAACAACGAUAUAGUACGAGUUCAUACAGUGACGCAUCAUGCAUGUGUAUAGUUACUACUAUCAGCCUUCACAAUAGUAACUGUCGACUAUCGUGCACGCAUUAAAUGCCUAGUGUGAUUUUCACGACAGUUCACGGCAACCUAUUUACACGGCGAUAAUUAAUAUUUGAAAUCGUCAUUGAUGCGGAUUUCGAAACUAUCACGAUAGUAUAAAUUUAAAUUGCGGAAACCGGGCUAAAAAAUGUUUCGCUCGUUUCGGGAAUGACCUAUAUUUCGGGAAUUUACACUUGACGGGUUUCUCGACUAUAAGCUCAAAACCAGCUUACAGUAAACAGCCUUUAAUUUGGCGAAAAAACAAAAACGAAAAAAAAUCAUUCGUACACCUGCUAGCACUCUUCAUACCGAAAAUUUAAUUUAAUUAUUUGCACAAAACAACCCGAGUGUACAUUUUAAUAAAUAUAAUAUCAUAGCACGAUGAAAAAUACGUGUUGCGAAAACAAUGACUACUAGUUAUACAGUAGAUACCUGUAUACAAUAUAUACAAUAUAGGCACGUACCUACUCCUCAUUAUAACAUUAUAGUAUUGUUGAAAUUACGAUAAAAAAAAAAAAAAAGAAGAAAAUCAUAACACGGAAAUGUAUUUCAGGAUGCUGCGCGAUUUUUUUGUACGUACAUUUUUAAAAAAUUUAUAUAAAUCAAUGUUUUUGUAAACCGUAGUGCGGAGCGCACAGAAGUAUAAUACACCUAUACACACUGAAGUACAUUUUUUUUCAUUUUUCCUAUGGUCGCGUAUGAAUGCGCUGCAGACUCCACUCGCAUUAUACACAUUACAGUAUACGCGGUAUAGGUACGUUAUUUUUUUUUUCAUUUUCGAUUCGAGCAACAAAAAUAACACAGGGAUAAUUUAUUAAUUCUCAAACCUUUUCUGCGAUAUUUUUGUACCGCGUACUCGACACUCGUGUCAUUUAAUAAUAAAUUCACGUAAAAUCGUAUCUAUUUUGUACAUACUACACACGCAGUGUUAUGUUUAAUAUACGGAUUUUACGUCACCAAUAAUGUAAUUAAUGAAUAAUAAUAUUUAGUUUUGAAACAUUAAGUGAAAAUAAUAAUAAACUUUUAUAAACGACCAAUUAUCAAAUUUGCAUUUGAAAUUAAAAAAAAAAAAAAAACUGAGCAGUUGAAAAUAUUGAAAAUUUAAAAUUGUUGUCGGACGAUACUUUUCCCAAGAUCUCACGUGUAAUGGAUUUCAUUCUCCGGCCGGUUUUAAGUUUUAUAUCGCUGGGAAAUACCGGUCAACAUACUGGUUUUUCAAUUGUUCGAACGUAAUACGGAUGCUUACGGCAAGCCAUGUGAUUUCCGAUUUUCACUAAGAAACUAUAACGGAAUAAUAGAAUUAUGGUAUUGACGUGAUAUUUUGCUAGGUCUCACACGGAAACCGCACGACGGAAUUGGGGAACUUCUCCUGGAACCACGGAAUAAAAAUUACAAAUUAGAUUAUUAGGUUGGGGUCAACGCAAAACGAUAUCGCAGACUAUCGGUUGGCCCAAACUUGAUAUUGCAUCUCUAAGGAAGUUAGUCUUCAGUAGUAAUGAUCACAGCUGAACGGAUUAUUCGAUAAUUUAUCGCUAUCGAACUAUUCGAUGUAUUAAAAACUAUUCGAGCACUUCAACUAUUCGGUUAUGGUAGAACUGUUUUUUCGAAAAACCCGAUAGUUUCCCGGAAUAAAACUAUUAGAUGUUGGAAAAAAAUAUACGAAUGUUCCAUUCAUUUUUAUUCUGAUUUUUUUGUAUUUCGAUAGUUUGUCCGACAUCUAAACUAUCGAACAUUUUAGACUGUAUAAACUUUUCGGUAAUGUCUAUCACUAAUGUGAAACUACUUAGACCGGGUGUAUUAAAGAAACCACGACGGGUUUGACUAACGAAAGUUGAACGGGAAAUCCACGCCAUGCAAGUUACAAGAAUCGCUUCUAGGUUUGGCCGUUAGAAGGCGUGACCGAUCGAGUUUUCAUUAUCUUUGGGACAAGCGUGCGGUCCCCUCACAUCAGAAAUUUUAUUAAGAAUUUAUCGUUUCGAAUAUAUAAAAUAUACUGGUGUAUUUUCAAUGUAGUUGCGUUGUGAACGUUUAGUUGGGUAUUUGAAUUAAAAUAUUCAAUUGGGGUGGACCGCGGACGGAAUCAAUAAAUCAAAGAAACGUCUGCGACACCGCGUAAAUUUCAUUUUCCUUUUUAAUCGACCUUCGUUGAUUUAGAUCUUUUUUUUUUUAUAGCUAUUUCAAAUAUUAAUGUUUGAAAAAAAAAAUAUUCGAUACGACGGCGUUCGAUUUUCAAGAAUUUUCGUUUUCGAUGGCUAUUCACGUGUGUUAUGUGCAGCGUAACGAGACAAAUCCGAUUAUUAUCUGAAGUUACAGCGUGAUUAAACGAAGUUUUAGAUGUACGUCUGAUCGGAAAACCAAAUAGUUCUAAGCCAUUCAGGUUAUAAACAACUGUCAUUGUCUCGAAGAACCGAUAAAUAUAAAAUCAAACGGAGCCUUUUUACCCUGGUCUAAUGUAGCGAAAUACAUUUUGAAAUGGAAUUGGGUAUAAUAUUUUUAAAACAUUAUAUUUUCGUCUCCUGAAAAGGCUUGAUAAAUGUGGCUGCCCGAAUAUUGCACAAAACUUUCCAAUUGUCCGAUAACGCAAUCUAUGUGAUUCUGAUGGAUGUUCACUCGUCCCUACACUCAUCAUAUUCAGCUACUUGGAAGUAUUGUCUUCUAUGGUCUGUUUUAUAAAUGUACUUCAUGGUCUACUUUUUCCGGCUUUUUCCUCUAUACCUCCUUCCAUUCUUAUCAUCAUCCGUUCAUUGUUUACCCUAUCAUUUGUCUUAUCCACAUUUCCCUUUUUCCCUUUUUUUGUCUCUUUUCCCCGAUUGUAGAUUUCCAUUAUAAUUUUUUUUCAUUAUUUCUAAAGUAUUAUAAUCUGAAAGAAUUUUAGCGUUCUUCUCCAGCACUAUGUUUUAAAUGCAUCGAUCCCUAAUGUUUCGGGAUCUAAAACCGGCCGUUUUCGAUACUCGUAUCAUUACGAUUCUACCCCAAAAGUAAUACAUUCCAUACGAAUUUCACUGGGUACGUGUUUACAUGAUCUUUCGACCAUCCGUGUUUUCCAAUAAUAGGUUUUUCUUUUCGUAGAAUGUUUGCAGUUUUACCUGCGCUAUUCUGCUCUUUUUGUCGUUCGCAUUUUUCAACAUACGUUUUUUUCUUUAUAAAUACGUAAAACAUUGAUGUGUUUCCAGUUUUGUAAAUCUAUAGUAGUAUAUCGUUGAAGUUUACUCGCUAUAUUUGGAUACCACGGCUAACCUAUUCGUCAUUUCGAUAAGAGUUGCGACGAUGGCAAACUGUCAACAAACUAAAAAAAAAAAAAACCUCGUAACAUCGCUCCGUCCGAAUACGUGAGUAGAGACCGCGAACUUGUUAAGUUGAUUACUUUGUACUGGUAAGUACUUUUAUAAUAUUUCGUUUUCCGUUCCGAAAGUUUCAGAUCAUAAAGAACGCGGUUUAAAAUUUAGUGGUCAAAAAUACCAUUUCCAAUUACAUUUCACAACGCUAUAUUUUUUUUUUUUUUUAAGGUCACGGUUAUACAUAUAAUAUUAUUAAAUUUUACAAUUUUUUGAUAUUUUCGUUAAUUUUUAUCGACCUGCCACUGCAUUUGUUAUACAUAAUAUUAUUCCUAUAGUUUUAUUUAUUUUAAAUUUAUUUGCGUUUCAAUCAGUCGUAAUUAUAUCAAUAUACUUUGAUUUGGCUAUUCAAAAUUUUUUUUUUUUUCAACAUAAACAAUAACUUUUUUUAGAUAAUCUUAUCCAAAACUCGAGAAUCUAAAUAUAGUGCUUAUAUAUAUACGUUCAAAUAUGUCAACAUUUUUUAAAAAAAAUUUUUUUCCAUCAGCUUUUAUGAGAUCUUUGCUACCUCAACCGCUUGUCUCCAUAUAAUUCUAUCUUCACCGUCUUCUAAUAUUGUGCCUUGGGGAAUUUUUCAAGAUUUGAUAUUAUCUUGUACAUCCAGCUUUACGGUGAUCCCUACAACUUUGCAUUCAGUUUCCCAGUAAGUAUGGUGUUUCUAUACCUCCAGAUCUCCAAUUAUGACCAUUCUAUUAUUUUGCUUUUAAGAAACGCACUAAUGAUGUACUUAUAGAAUAGUUGGUAUACUUUCUGGUUAGUUCGUUUUCUAUAUUCUCCAUUAUCAACUAUAAGUUUGUAUCAUUCGACAAAUUACUCUCCUUUCAAAUAAUUUCAUAUUUUCCAUAUUUACUGAACAGGUUUCACAUCCAUAUGUCAGACCUGGACGAAAAAAGCUGGAAUAUAAGUGUUUCUUUAAUCUCAUGGAUAGAGUUUCGAUUUAAGCAACUAUCCUAUCUCAAAGUAACUCUUAUUUUCUGAUGCAAUCCUCAAUUUGAUUUCGCUAUGUAUACAGUUCUGGUGAUAUUAGUUUCUAGGUAACUGAAAUCCGUAACCAGCUGCUGGAUAUAUACCCAUCAACUUGAAAAUCAGCUGCGUCUCUAACUUCUCUUUAUUACACAAGGUAUUUUGUUUUUUUCUUGAUUAGCUCUGAAAUCUAUCGUUCUAACCGCUAAAAGUAAGUCGGCAGUUCUUAUUUCCACAUCUUCUCGAGAGCGAACUAUUACGACAAUAUUAUAUCAAUUUUUAUUUUAUAAUAUUUAAUUUUUCUUUUGGAUAUUGUUGGAAACGUAGAAAUAUUAAAUAAAAAGACUGUUCCUCUUUAGUUCUCUGCCCUGUGCCCAUUACGACAGUCACUCAAUACGUGAUAAGCAAAACGGUUAUUAUGAAAAAAAAGUUUUCUUGUAUUUUCCAUGAAAAUUAUUAAAUCAUCACUACCAAAUUCCUGUUUAUUAUAGUUUAGGUGAUAUUUGUGGUAUUAUCUAUGGUGUUAUUUAUGACAGAUUUAUGUAGAUUUCGUGUUUUUCAUAGAUAAGGCGAUAAACAUUUUUUUUUUGCUUUAUUCCCAUAAUACCGGUUUUUGCUAAUCAGUUGUUGUCCGAGUGAAUUUUUCUCAAGGCGUGGUCCAUAUUUGUACGAUUGAGACGUUGGGUUCGGACACAAUAUUUUGUGCUUAACCGUUCCACUCCUAAAAUGUCAUAAUACUAUAAUUUCAUGUUACGGUUCUUGCGGAUUAUCGCUUCGCCAUUUGACUUUACUACUUUAAAACGUGACAUACCCAGCGUAGCAUUUUUCUUUUACCUCUCAUUAUUUAUUUCCCAUGUAGUUUUCCAAUGACUUAAUGAUUUAGCUUUUCACUUAGGACACAAUUACUUUCUUUGAGCAGUAUCUUAGAUUCAGACGUGGUAGAUUAUUAUUUUCAACCAUAGUAAUUAUUACUGCAGGUCUUUAUGAUACUAUGAUUAUAUAACUCCUUAUAAUUUUACUGAAAACUGGGUACUGCACCCGAUAUAAUGUUGUAUAUAAUAAAAAUAUGGACGGACAAUGCUAUAUUGUUCUCAUGUGUGAUCGGUAACAACUGUAAUUAUCAAUACGGUAACAGUGGUUUCCGAAUCAUGUUUAUUAAAUAAUCACAGUUUGACUUGAGUCACUGAAAUUUUUAAAUGGUUAUAGAUAAGAAUUUUUAUUAUUAAAUAACCAGAAACUCUAGUUAAACCGCUAUACUAAUGUCCUGCUCGUAGAUUAUUAAUUUUUAAUAAAACAUCUACAACAUUAACAAUAUUCUUAACAAAUAAUUCAAUUAAACUUAAUUUUUAACCUUAUAGAUAUUUUUUCAUUACGGCACAAGUAUUAAUUAAAUAAUUAGAUAAAAACAUAUGGAAUUUGAACUUUAAACUGAAUCCAAUACUACAAUAUUAGUUAGUAUUGUAACUUUAUUGCGCCGAACUAAUAGAUGAAUAUUUUAUAAAUAUAAAUUAUAUAUAUAUAUGUACUUUUUAAUAUUUCAUCUGUAAAAAUGUUAAGUUAAAUAAUUUAUCUUCAUAAGAAGGGCCGUGAAUUUAAUGCACUCAGAAAGUGUAGAAUAUGCAUGCAUUUAUGCAUUAAGAACAGACAAACUAUGUUUUAAAUUAUGCACUAUCUAAAAUAAUAAUACCGAUUUUAUCAAAUAAUAAAAAAAAAAAAAAAAAUGAAAUUUUUAAAUAAAAACGACUUACAUAGAAAAAUUCUUUAUUUAUAUACAUAAUUUUUAGCGGUGCUUUAACGUCUGAAAAAAAAUAAAUAUUGGACACGAUAUAUUGUGUACCGUUUGAGCUGUGGGUUUUUAAAGUAUUCAAUUCAACGACUGUGUAAUCAAGUUUUAAUUAAAAUACGUAUCUAUUUAUUUUUCUAAUAAAAUCAUAAAAGAUAACGGAUUUAUUUAGUAAAUCGGCGAAUCGGCCGCGACUGGGGCGUGGAUUGGACGCGCGGAGGCGCACGUAACGGGUGCCACGGAUAAUCGUCGAGAAAGUCACGAAGAAGACGCACAACAAAUAUCGGAAAGUCAAACUAAAAGAAUCAUUCGAUAUAGAAGAUUGAGCUGAACCCAAUUAUUACCUCAAAAUAUAUCUGAAACGGAGAUAGUCUAUCCGUUUAAUACGUAUUUGUAAUUCGAUAAACCGAGUAAAUAUACCGAAUCCAAUCGGAAAACGAAAAUGGUCGGCACCUAAUUAAAACCUUUAUCAAGCAAAACAGAUUUAAGACAAUACCUAUAUUUCGGGAUAAAGUUUAAAUGGGUUUGAAUUUAUUAGAACCCAAUACAAAAUGGAUUUCUAUUGAAAUGUGCAAAACAUUCAUUUCAAAUGUACACGAAUUUCAAUGAAAUAUAACACUUGGUAUUUUAGGAAAUCAAGAUAAAGAUUUCAUUUUUCAAAAGUUAGAAAAUUUACUAACUUAUAGCUUUGCAUGGCUGAGCACCAUUUUGUCGUAACGUAUAAUACAAAACCGUACUAUUAUACACGUUCUAUAUCAAAACAUCGAAAUAAAGAUUUUUGUUUUGUUGUUUUGGUAUCAUUCAGCCGCGACGUAUUUUCGGUGUCCACACGUAUAAUAGUGCGGUAAAUGAAAAUUUCGGGGCUUAAUAUAGGUGGUGAGGCCUAUUGUUAGUGAGGCCCGCCACUGACGGUAAAUGGAAAAUUCGGGCUUGUAAACAUCGGUCCUAUAUGUAUAGGUACAUUUCUCAUCGGCUGAAAUACACCGAAGAGAACUUGGUAACUAACGGUGUUUUGAGAUGGUCGCGGGGGAGUGGCGAUUUUGGCGGGAUUGGGUACGCGGUUUAAGGUUGUAGAGGGUGAGGGUUUUUUUUCGGCCGAAUCGGAAUUUAAAUUACUAGAGGUGGUAUUCAGGGAGGAGGAUUUGCGAGAGGUUUCGAUUUUAGGAGGUCGUAUGUGGAGAUGAAUUUGUUUCGAAUUUCUGAGGGCCGUCAACGAGUUAGCCACCGUUACGGUUCCGGAACUCAUACUCAGCUGUAUUGCGUUUUGACGGAAAUAUUAACGAUUGUGUGCGAAAAAUAACUAUUUUCUGUUUCACAGUCGUGUUUGUUAUUCGUCGGACUGUACAUUUCGGUAGGCGAAUACUAUAAUAACAGCACGGUUGUUGUUGGUUAGUAAGGAAAAUAAUGUUGGUCGUCUAUUUUUUGUUUUGUUUCGGCUACCCCACGCCGCGGUUCCGAUCGUCAUUAGCAGUGGUGUGUCCGGAGGGAACGUGACAAAAAAAAAAAAAGAAUAUUGUAAAAUCGUCAAAUCUGCGUGACUUGACUACGGGAGUUAUUCGUAAUUUAAAAGCCGUAUCUUAAAAAGAAAAAAAAACAAUUUUUAAUCAAUACAUCAAGCUUUUACUCGUGACUUGGCUAACAUAUAUGUGUUUCGCUAUUAAAUUGCUUAUAAUAUAUUUUUUUUUCAUUUUUUUAUGCUAUUGGGUAGGGAUAUAAGCCCUAAUCUCAGCCCCUACUCGCGUAAUAUAUAUAUAUACGUUACUUAAUAUAUAAAAUAUUUUUUUUUAAAACAACUUUCAGAGGACAUACUGUGUAGACGUAACUACUAAUGGUGCGGCAUCGAUGACGGGUAAACAUAUUUUUUCAGGUACGACGUAUAUAAAAAGUAGCUCUACAUACUGAAUGGACGUAUUGUGUGCUUCACAGAAUAGCACUUGGGUCAAAAAAAAAAAAAUGUCUAUUGAAUUAAAUGACGUUCUUAAUGUAGCUGUUAUAAUUAUUAAAUUUAUUAAAUCUGCAGGAUUAAAUAGCAGAUUGUUUUAUAAGAGAUGAAGAUAAUGAACAAAAUGUUAACAAAUUUGGGCACCACUGCCCUAUCCUAUUACUAACCUAUCCAAAAAUAUGCAAAAUAAGAUUUCAUACAUUAACUAUAGAUAAACAAAAUUCUAGCUAAAUCUAUUUUCUUAUAAGAUGCAAUAAAAAAAAAAAAAAAAACAUGCUCAUGCAUUAAAUUCACAGCCCUGUUCAUAAGUUAUGAGUCAUAACUCAUAACCCAUUACUUAUUACUGUCUAUGUGUGUAGUGUACUAGUUCAUAUUUUAAAGAUUUAACAGUGACACUAGAGUUCGCUAGCGUAGUAAAAAUCAAUAUAUCACUUUGAAUCACAUUUUUUUUUUUUCAAGUUAUGUCACGAUAUUCCUUUUCUUAAUGUAAUGUGUACGACGUAAUAAUCCGCAUCAUUAGCGAACGUCUCGAAGUGCAUUAAAUGUAUUAUUAUUAUUUUGUAAUCUUAUGCUAAACCAUACGUUACAGUAGAGUAUUUCAUUAUUUCAAAAUAGCUACGUUUAGAUGUACUCAGUAAGCCAAUGCGUCUUUUGUUAGUUUAAGUAGAACAAAAAAAAAGUAAUUCAUAAAACUAAUGAGAGUGUCGUCUGUAUGUGUAUAUGUGUACGUUAGCGUAGGUCGCUAAUGGUAUUGAAAAGCUUUUUACCGGCUCAUUGUUUCCAAAGAUCAUCAGUAACAAAAAUCCGGUGGGAAAAACUAACGUUUUUAAUUAAAAACUUUCUCGUCGGAAUUACGGAAAACACUUUUGCACGAAAUUUCGACAUCACCUGUCCAUAGACCGCACCUGGUCCACGACGUCACAUUAAAUUAUAUUGGUUUCGAUCAAUUAUGUAACUUUGGAUCGUUGUCGUGGCGAAAUUCUACUCGGGGGAGUUUCGUCCAUUAUAGGUAAUGGUAUAUAACAAUAAAAAAUAUAUCGAUUGGAUUUUUUUUAAAAGUAUUUCGGCGUUAAUUUGAUACCUACGCGAUUAAUCACGGCCGCGCGUGACAACGGCUACUGCAAACAGUGCAGGCCUCUUUGGCCAGCUACACUGUAUUUUUCUUGUGGAAACAAGUCUUUUUUGUGAGGAUGUUAUCCAGACACAGAAAAAAGUUCAUCUGAUACUCAAUAGAAUAAGAUUUUUAUAAUUUUGUGUUUACUGCAAAAUUAAUAGUAAAUUAUUGAAUUUGUAGAUUUUGUAACUUUAUUUUUUGUUAUUUUGCGUAGUAAAUGCUUUUAUUGGUGUGGAAUUGGUAAACGAGGGAAAUCUACUAGUUAAGGAAGAAGAUUUGGUCUAUCUGGUCGUGGAGCUUAUUUUAAAGGAGGAAGAGUGGACGUACAGUUGAUAUUCGCUAAAGAAAUUCCUGCGCUUUAAGGACGCAAUUAUUAUAACAUAGUGACUAGAACGGAUGCAAAAUAUAUGCAAUAAUUAUUAAAUUACCGCAAUUUACUAUCGCUCGGGUUAUCCUAAAAUGUGAGGUUUCGGAAGAAGGGAGAGGUCCUCAGAAGCGUUAUGACCACGACCUCGGUAUAAAUUCUAUAACAUAUGUUCACGUUGCAGAUUUGGCGGACCUGCAGGUGGACGUUGACGAACUGUCCAAGUCAGCUUAUCUAGAGGACAGACAGAUGUAUUUUUUGCAGUGUGCCAUGGAGGAAAACUGUUUGGCGUCGUCUGCGUACCGGAUCCGGCAAGAAGAGCCUGACUGGCACCUGAUCACCCGGAGACUGUUGAGGUUUACCGCGAAAAUUACCAACGUCGGUACCGCUCCUUUCCGGCCGGCCAUACCCAAACAUCUGUGGCAGUUCCACCAGUGUCACAUGUAACGUAUAUUGUCAAAAUAUAUUCAUUUUUAUAUUAAAACACAUUGUAAUGAAAGGUAAUCCCAGUCUUAAGAUGUAAAGCCUCUGUGUUCUCCAAGCAAAUAUUUCUUCUUCUUUAGGGUAUAUAAUGGUCUUUAGUUUUAUUUCUUCAUAUCACUUGGCCACAUAUUCUCAUUUCGUUUUUUUGUCGUCUGAAAAAAGACAAAAUUUUCUCUGUCAAGUUAAUUUAUAGCACAGUAUGAAAUAAUGCAUCUGGCUUCCCCGGACAAUCAAAAUGUACUCCUCCAUCUAUUUCUGACCUCAGUUACCUCUCUCUAUUGAACUCCAGAUUCUACCACUCCUAUUUUAUAUAUUAUGCAUCACCGAAAACGAAAUCAUCCCAUGUUCAAUGAGGACUUCUUUAUAUUGUUAUAGUGGCCGCUUCAUUAUAUUGCGUUGUAUUCCAAUACAUUCGUUAUUAUUGAACCCAGCUUUUCCCACGACCUGCCAAUUUCGAUCGUCGUUCAAUAAUAAAAUGCAUUAACUUGUAAUAUAUGUCAAAACCGCGAAUUUCGUCUCCUGCAGUGCGCCUAUCGAGACUGAAAAAUUGUCGAGAAUCAGUAAAGCGAAUCGAUCGCCACUGUCGUGGCGACGAAUGCGUACGUACGUUUGAUCGUAUGGACUAUAAUAACAAUAAUAAUGUACCUAUGUCGUACCUACAUCAUCGGUUCGUUAAAAAAAAAAAAAAAACCCCGGUCCCUUUGAACUUUCGCCGGCCGUUGUCGUUCGCGUAGUCGACGAUACAUAAUAAUAACGUUCGGUAGUAUACGUUUUUGACCGGACUAGAAUAAACGAAGCGAUAAUAGGGUACGCUGUUGAUUUAAAACUUGCGGACGUGACUUUUCAUCGGUAUACUCGAUUCGCUCCGUAUAACGAACGCGCUCCCCUCGUUCCCGGAAAUAUUGUCCGUAUGCAAAUUUAUUUAUUUUUUUUUUUUUUUGUUUUGGACCAUAAAUAUAUGUAUUAUUAUCGAUAAUGUUUUAUAUAGGUAUCGUGCGUUUAGUAUCGCUAUUCCACACAAUGCUUGCCAGGCAAAUUGUCGACUUUUAUUUUUUAAUUAUAGUUUAAGUCAAUAAGUCGUUUAAAAAAACAAUAAUAAUUAUACUAAAAUAAUAACUGUAGGCUAAGUAAAUAAAGUUUUAAUUUUGAAAUAUAAAUAAAUCAAUGUACAACUGAGUUGAAUUAUACUCAUUUCAGGAAAAUGAUAACUCGAGUAAUGCUAAUGUUAUAAAUUCAUUUUUUUAAAUUCCCUUCGACUUCGUGGUUUUCUUAAACAAAAACGUUAUAGAAAUAACUAAUUUAAUUAAAAAUAUUUAAAUGUUUUUUAAACGAGUUUAUUUCGUAUGUUAAUUUUUUUUUUUUUAUAAAGUAACUUAUAGUUUAACUUUUAACAUUUGAACUAUAGUUUUUGUCCAGUGUUUAUUUUACCUGAAAUAUAUGUGUGUAGCAUCCGUGAAACUUCAAGUUUCAAAACUCUAUAGCUAGAAACUGGUGUAAAAUCCAAAUCUGACGUUAGGUGAAUGCAGAUUACAGUGAGUUAGAUUUACCCGACGUAAUAUUCGUAUGUUAGCCCAGGCAAAUGUGACGUCGGGCGAAUGUGUCUCCAAUGGUCUUUAUUAAAUUAAUUUUUAUUUGUAUGUGUGUUUUAAAUUAUUUAUAACUAAUUUAUUUAAUAUUUCCUUAAUUAUUAAUUAAACCAUUUUUAUUAUUUAUUGGAAUACUGAAUACUUUUUAUUCAAAAUAGAGGUAUUUUGUUCUAUUAAUUUAUAAGCACUGUAAAUUGAUAUUUUUAGCAAUAAUAAUGUAAACUGGAUUCAUUUUUAUUAUUGCAUUUUAAAAUUGUAAAUCGCAUUAAUUUUUUGGUGCCUUGGGUAUUGAUUGUAAUCUCUCACGCAGUUAACCUGUGUUUCUGAUUGCAAGCAUCUAAAUGAUAGUAAGAUACUUGCCGAUGAAAUUAUGAACUUACAACCACGCGGGGUCGGUUAAAGUCUUAUGGAAAUACAUGUUUGAUAGAGUACAAUGGGUAGUCCACUGUUAUGCAUGGCCUUUUUUUUAAAAUUAUAAAUGAAAUGAUGUCCGAUAAUAUAGGGCUCAAACUCGCAGGAUAGGUGCAAAACUCGUGAACAUAUCUUGGUUUUAUGUUUCGCAAUACGGGUAGGAUUAGGAUUGUUGUAGGUUAGAAGUUGAGAAUAACAUAAUAUGUGUUAUAUCAUGCUAAAUUGGUUCUUAUCUAUAUAUCUACGUAAAUAACAUUUUUUGUUUAUAAAUUUAUCAAUUCAGGUUUUUAACGACUAUGGAAAUUGAUUACUACGAUUUUUGAUUAAUGAAAACCACUACGAAUAUAAAUUAUGUACAUAAGUAUCAUUAUACACUUGUUAGCUAUUAAUUAUGUUAUAGUAAACUAAUUAGGCCCAUUUACUCACACAAAUGCGCAUUAGUUUUCAACGUCGUUGAAUUCGCAAUAAAUAUUAUCGUGUGUAAAAUCCCAGAAAUUCCUAAUUAAAAUAGGGUAGUCUCUUAUGGCAAUCAUCUACGAAAUUGGAUUAUCCAGUAAAUGUCUGUCCGCAAAUCUUAGGAAUGUCCGUGUAUUGUCUGUAGUUAAUUUUAUUUCUUAAAAAAUACCGAUAAAGCCAUUUUGUAAAAUAUAUUAUUCUAUACAGUUAUUAUAAUACAUCAUACACUCAUAUCCGAUCAAUAGUUUCUUAGUAAUAGCCGUUUGAACUUCCAGAAAAUAUGCGUGAAAACGAUUAUUAUAAACAACCGUGUUUCGAUUGUGAUUCCUUAAAAAAAAAAAAAAAAUAAAUAUUGACAGAGUUAUUAGCGUACGGAUAACACUGACUGACACAUCUUGUACACUGUAAUAUUGAAUUAUGCUAUCAAUUAAAACUAUGGUAGGUAAUCGGAGUGAAUUGAUUUAUUAUGAAAAAAUCGAUAGCUAUAAGAAUAUAAUAAUGUCAAUGUAAAUAAUUUAUAUUCGUAGUGGUUUUCGUAGUUAAUCAAUAGCCGUAGGUACUAAUAUUCAGUAAUGGAAAAUGUUCGUCAGGUUUGUUCCAAUGAACAAUAAAAACGGCAUAAUCAAUAAGCAAGAAAAUAUAAAAUAAAUUGGAAAUAAAUAAUUUGAACCGUGCGCGUAAAUAAGAAUUGAUUCAAUCGCCGAGGAAUAGCAUUCGCCCGACGUCAGAUUCGCCUAGCACACCGGGUUCUUUUUCGCUCGAUUUCCAUCGCGCAGAUAAAACCGACUCGACGGCGUCGAUGAUUUUAUUGAGUUAACGGUCGGACUUUUUGAACUAAACGUUCAAAAAAACCACCGUUGCGACUGUUACGUCGGACGAGACGACGGGCGGACGGCAGUUUCCUUGUGUUGUCCGCACACCGUGAUCGCAUGCAGAAAACGUCAAAGGCGCGUCGUUUAUAACGCCGUGCCGCAUAUCGACGCAGGGCGAGAAAUCAUCUGGACGGAACCGUAAGGAGUAGGUACGAAAUGCGGAGGGAUUUAGAUAAAACAGACCGGAAACCCUCCCCCCCCUCCCCCUCGGCUACAACAGUAGUCGCCGAUCGUAUCGGUUUUAAUCGAUUUUUUCGCUACUGAAUUGUUCCAAAAUGCACGUGAAAAUGCCGUUGAAAGUGUAUGUAUACGUAUAUAUAUAUAUAUAUAUGUGUGUGUGUGUGUGUGUGUAUACUCGAAUCGAUCGACGGCUACGGUGAAUACGGCAAUCGCUAAAACUUUAUUUCGCACCGUUCCCAGGCAGACGCCGGAACGUAAUAUAUUAUUUCUCGUUCGGCGAUGGCGAAACGCGAUAUACGAGACUACACCCAUAAUUUUUUUACCGGGCUGUCGAUCUCUUCCAGUGACGUUCACGUCGACGUUUCAGAUAGAAUUUCGUUCGUAAAAAUAACGUCCGUCCGUUAGGCAUGUUUUCCUUAAACUAUAUUAGCAGACAUGCGUAAUAGUCUCCCUGUAGCCAAAAUGUACAUUAAUAGAACGAAAUGUCUGUCUGUCCAGAGCGCCAGAUUUAGCCCUAUAGCUAUUGCUUAUAGGGACGCUAUGACUUCAGGCGGCUAGUUGUUAGAAAUAUUUUUGAACAUAAAUUUCGAUGUUAAAAUGUAAUAUUUAUAUUUAUAAACGAGUUGUUGGACAUUGUAAAAUUAUAAGAAAAAAGUCCGGGGUUAGCCGAAUAUCAUUCAGGCGUUCGUUAAGUAAACGAGCGAUAAAAAUAUACAUUGUAUUAUGUAUGAUAAAAUUAUUACAAAUUUAUAAAAUAUUCAACACGCUCCCUGGAGAAAAGAAUCAGAAUACUCACACUGUACUUAUACCUGUCGUAAGAGGUAGCAAAUGUUUUAUUUAAUUUAAUUUAAUUUAAAUUUAUUUAUUUAUUUUAUUUUAAAUUUAUCAAAUUUUAUACGUAAUAUUUAUUCGGUAGUAUCUGUGUAGUUAAGUUGUUAGACUAAAAAGAAAUGCCUGAAAAUUUAACAGGAGGUUCAUUAAAAGUCUUAAUUUGCGGUGAAAAAAAUAAUAGUUAUUAUUGAUUUAUUUAUUCUUAUAGUGAAGGAAUUUAGCGAUGUUACCUAUUAUAGUAAAGGUUUCGUUUUUGGCUACAAAACCCUAAAAGCGAUUAACAAAAAUGUAAUCUACUAUGACAAAUUAUUCUAUGGCGAAAUUUCCGAUGAAAUUGAAGAAAAAAUAUUAAUAAAAUCGGGAUGGUUCUAUUUAUAUCAACGAUGGAAAGGAAAAAGAGCAUAAACAAUAUUUUAAUGAAAAUCGGUUUUUUACAUAAAGGCGUAAGCGACGUAAUUUUACAUAGAUUAUGAUCAUCCGAUUAUCGGUAUUUUAGUUGUUGACGGAGUUAUAAUAAAAUAAUCUAUAUUUGAAUGGCGUAAGUGCCAUCUAUCAAAUUAAGGCGUAAGUGUUAAAUAACGGGAGUAAGCGACACAAAAUUAAAAAUAGGGCGUAACCACCAAAAUUCAGGUUAAGCGCCAUACUUCCAUAAUCCUAAAAAAUGUUUGGCGUAAGCAUCAAAAAAUUAUACGAAUUAACAAUUUAGGUAAAAAAAAAAAAUAACGAAUACUACUUAAUAUGAUGCCAAUUUAAUUACAAUAUUAAUAACUAAAAAAAUUGUUCAUGCGAAAAUUAAACAAAAUUAUUUUAAACGGCUUCAAAAUAAUAAAAAAAAAAAAAAAUCGUUUUUUUGGCUCUCUUGUAAAAUUGAUAAAAUGUCCCUUACGCCCUUUUUCCUUUCAAACGUAGUAUAAUGUUUCUAUAGUAAUUAUUCUCAGCACUCAACACUAACCCUCUCCCUCCAACUGCACCAUAUGCGUUUAAGCGAUAAAAAGUUUUAAUAUUAUUUUUUUAAAUUGCUUAGGUACCUCUAUUGCAAAGCACAACUAUUAUAAUUAUACUUUUAACACUUUUUACAUCCGUGCGCGAAGACUAUAAAUUAGAAAAAAAAAAAAAUUGAAAUUAAACCUAUUUCGUUAGCAUGCGGACGUUUCUGUGAGAGAAAAAACCGUGAAUUGCACGAGCAGGUACGCGGUAAUCGAACAAAUACGAAUGUAUUGUGGAAUUUAUUUUAAGCUUUAAUUAGCUACUUUAUAAUAUUUUUCGUUUUAUGUAAAGGUUAUUAUUUUUAAUUGGCACAUUUGGUCUCGUGUCCGUUUUUUUAUUUCAAACUUGUGGAAAUAUUGCCGUUUUGACCGCUAAAACGAUGCGAUUAGAUAUUAUUGUAAUGAAUUAGAAUUCCGUGGCUUGGUGCAAGAAGUGCUAAUGUUAACAAUUGUUUAAGAAACGUUUUACAUUAAAAUUAUAUAAAAAACGGUACAUUUUUGAAAAUAAAUGAAUAUGUUUAGUUUCCAGUUUUAAUUUUCAAUUUAUUUAUUUUCAAUUUGUGUACGUUGGUUCUUUAUAUAAUCAUAGAAUUAUACUGUCUUGAUAAACAAAUAUAUUGUGAAUGACUAUUUUUUUUUUACGAAUGUCUUCCAGAUGUAAAAAAAAAUUUCAUUUAAAAUGUCUCGAACCAAAUCGUGGUGGCCUUGAUCUCUAUCUACUUUAAAAAUUAUAGCCCAGAAACUAUAUUCGACAAAACCCUACCUUACUUCUCAUUAACAGCAUUGCGAAACCGUCUUUUAACUGUAACAGGCACGUAACCGUGGAGGUCAGGCAUCCUUAAACAAAUCAUCGGUAUUUAACUGACGUAAGGUUUUUCUGACGUAAAAAAAAUUCAACAACUUUAAUAUUGUCUCAAGAAACCGGAAUUACAAUAUAAUGUGUUAUAACUUGACUACAACUGAAAAUGUAUAAAUUGUGAAUACGCUUUGCAAUUGAAGGUUUUACAAACGUCAAUUCAUUAUUCUUACGUUAACUCACGGAAAAUUUAUGGAAGGCGAUGUUGCAAUCACCCUUUGGUUAUUUUUUUAAAACAGAUUAAUUUUUAUCAGGUUGUUUAAAACCAUGGUGCUUAUAUUGUGUUUAAAACUACCUAUAGUUUAGUACUGUAGUCAGCAGACAUGCUUGAAGAUAAUACGUUUGACUGUAGAAACAUUGAAUUGGUAAUGUAAUUAUAGUAGAGGUGUUGUUGACGUUUGACCGCUAUCACUUAAUGUAAUUGAAAACUAUGUGAUGAUGCCUAAUCGCGUGUAAAUUUUACUGUACACAGGCACUAUCAUAGCAUGGAAGUGUUCGCCACAUUCGACGUGCUGGAUAGCAGUGGGGCGAGAGUUGCCGAGGGUCACAAGGCGUCCUUUUGCCUCGAGGACAACCAGUGCACGGGCGGCGCGAGACCGGCUUUUGCGUGUGCCGAGUACGGUGACCAGGGCAUAUCGGUCAACUGUUCGGACAUUUACCGGCACAACAUCGACUGCCAGUGGGUAGACAUCACCGACCUGAACCCGGGACUGUACACACUGAAAGUAUAAACUUUUUCUACCUAUUGGUCCGUUGAACGACCGCGUAUAAAUAGUAGGUUGAGGGAAUUUCUGUUGUUGAAAAUAAAAACCGAAAGAAUACGAGCGGCCAGAGCUCUGUCACUAAACUAAAAUUUCUCUACAGCUAACUUGUUACAGUAGUGAUAUCUUAUGACUUUAAUUUUUUUUAUAACGAUAAGGAGUUGAACGAAAAAGUUGUAUCGAAUUAGAUAAAGUAGUUCUCGAGAUCGGUUAUUAGUAAACUUGUUAAUCAAUAAAAAUCCAAUUUCAAUAUUAAAAUCUAUCACAUCCAACAGUUUUGUCGUGUUCUUCGUCGGAAACGUUAUAUUCGUCCGUAAAAACGGUCCUAUAACUUCCCCUUAAAUGGCUUUCGGACAAUAAGUUAGUGGAAAAGUCUUAUCAUUAAGAAAAUCGUAAAAAUUUCAAAAUACAUUUACAAAUUUAUAACAAAAUUGGUGACCUUUUUGGAAAACAAAGACUAUAAAUCCCUUAAUGUGGCGCUUUGCAAACUCCAAUAUUUUGUACGUGGUUUUUUUUUCACAAAUGCUCAAUUUUUCUAAGUACAAAUAUUAUAGUUAUGUUACUAAAUGUUUGAAGUUUUUUUUUUUUUAACUUUCGCCCAUUAGACAAUUUGUGAAGAAAAUUUACUUUUAAAAUAUAUACUCGAUCAGGUUAGGUAGAAAAGUUUCACGAACGCAAUUUUUCUAUACAACCACAAACUUCUGUGUAGAAUUUCACUUUUUUUAUGGUUUCAAUUUGAUGCUAAUAGUGUCGGUGUAUUAUCGUUGCGUUUUUAAUAUAUAAUAAAUGUGAAUACAUUUAUUAAUUCGGAUUCCUAUAUUGUUUUGAAAACGGAAUUUUCGUAUUAUGGUUGACGUACGUCUCCUUUAUGAAAACGUCUUGAAAAUACGAUAUUCUGAUGUAACGUACGAGAAAACGCGACGAGACGUCAGACAAUGAAAAAAAAAAACCAAUGCCGUGUACUUUCGUGCAGCAGUACAAUAAUUGCAACCACAAUAAUCAUUAUUUUGUUCAGGUGUCUGUCAAUCCCGAGUACAAAAUCCCGGAAAAAACGUACGCCAACAACGCCGCCGUGUGCUCCAUGUUUUAUUCGGAAACUUUCGUGAAAAUUCACGACUGCAUCGUUCGAAAUCCGAUCCGAAGCCCCCGGACGUAAUACGACCGUCGUCAUUGCAGACUACGGUGUACGCGUCGCAUUAUUAUUAUUACUGUAUUACUAUUAUUACCAUUAUUAUUGUGAAUAUUUUCAUUAUUAUUAUUUACCUUUUCGAAAUGAACCAUCGUUUGCCGUGUGCAUUUUAAUAGUUUUUUUUUUCUCACCGCUACGCGACGAUUUCACUUUGUACGUACAAUCGUUGGCCCGGUUUAUACUUACGGUUUAUCGUAUUAAUAUCAAUCGAUCAAUUGUAAUAUUAAUCGGCGCGUAAAAAUUACGAAAAAAAUUUCAAGCAAAAAAACACGCCCGUCGCCAGUAUCGGUAGCACCAUUUUUUUAUACGUUGAAACUAUAUUUUUUUCAGCGACUCUUUUUUAAUGUUCUCCAGAACAAAAACAGAGUUAUUCGCGGGAAUCAUUAUGUAUUUAAACUACCAAAUAUUUUUUCUGGUUUAUAAUUAAGAUAGAUUACAAUUCUUUUUUUCGGUGGCAUUUCGAUUUCUAAACUAAAUUAUUGCUCCUUUUAAUAAUACGCCACUAGUAUACGUCAUACAUUUCCACCUAUAUACUCACUUACGACAGCGUCAUUUAUAGAUAUUUGCUUUUGUCGUUUUCACGCCUCUUCUCGACAGCACUUUUGCGGCACUACACCUCAAUAACUACAACGACAUUUACCUACGAGUACAUAUGUAGGAAGUACGAAUAAUUCCGUCGCAGAUGGCGCAUGUCAGUUUUUAGUGAAUAUUCACUGCAUGUCCCCUCCCCUUCAAACAAUUUUCACGAUUAUAUAGACCGAACCUUUCCUUAGAUUUUUGUCGGUUAAUCCCGCCAGUGUCUUCCGCAUAAAAAUAUAAUAUAACGUAUACUGUGUCGUUAAAAAAUCCACUGAUUCGAUUGUUUUACCCAUCUACACCGGGUGUCCGACAAGCUCAGAUCGAAACUGUGUCCGAUACGGACACAGAAAAUUACCUUGAGAAAAAAAAAAAUGCCCCGAUGGUGUCAUUAAACAAAUCCCACGAGAACUAUGUACAGGUAUACAGGAACGGAGCGGGGGAAAAAUACAAAAUACAAGUUUUUUUGUUUUUUUUUUUCGAACAAUCGUAUUUUUUACUGGUUCACAUCCAUUGGAGUUCUAAAAAAUAAACAACAAACAAAUAAACCGCUAACUACGAAUUCGAAUACAAUUUAGUAGAUAUAUAUAUGUAUAUACGCAUAUAUAAUUAUAAUAAUAUAAUGUAUAAUUAAUUAACACAGAUCGGAUAUCGUCGAUUCGCACGCAUAUAAUACUAUAACAUUAAUACAUAAUACGAUAUAAACACGAAUAUAAUAAUAUUAUUAUAAUAUAUAUAAUAUAUAUAUAUAUAUAUAUUUAUUUACUAAACAUCUACACGCGCGUAUGCGUAGAAUAUAUUAUUAUUUUAUUAGUAUAAUAUAGUUUGCGUAGAACUUAUUUGGUAAAUAUUUUGUAAUCGGUUUUUUUUCCAUUCAAAACCGUCUAAGGUUUGUUACAUUUUUUUUUUUUUUUUUUUUUUUUUUGCUAUUCCAUUACCUUUUGAAACAUCAAUGUUUAAUAAUUAUAUAUUUCGCUUUUGGCAUUGAACAACAUGUCUAUAUUAAAUAUAUACAUAUAUAUAUAUAUAUAUAUAUAUGUGUGUGUGUUUUUAUGUGUAUACAAAAUUCCAGUAAAUAUUUAAAAUUAUAUUAAUAAUAUUAUUACGUUCCGUGUUUUACGACAAUUUUUAAUAUUAUAACGAUAACAAACUAAGGAGAUAAAAAAAAAAAAAAAAAUAUCACAAAAAUACACUAUUUCCACGUAUCAGUGGCGUGCGCAGGGGGUUAAGGGCACAAUCGCCCGCGCCGUAUCGGCACGAGAAUACAACGGCUACAACGCGUACGAGCAUUCGGUAACUGUUAAUCUCCUCGAUUUCGAAAUUCGAUCCGUACUGUCGACUAGAUACGAGAUAAUAAGAAGGCAGGAUAAGAGAUAAGAAUUAAAAGAGAUUCUAACGGUUUGUAUAUUAUUAUGGUUAUUAUUAUUAGUUACAUAUAUUCCCGAGCACGCCACUGUUGUUAUCCGUCCUAUUAUUGUACGACAACGACCUAAUCGAUUAUUAUCUAGACGGGUUAAACUAAACUAUAAACAAAAAAAAAAUAAAAAAAAAAAAUACAAAUAUUAUAUACAUAAUUUCGCAUGUUUGUUAUUUAAUAUUAUUGUGGAUCGUGUGCAGAUCGGAUGAUGGCAGUCGUUCGACCGGUAUACGGACGAAACGAUUCGCAUUAUGUCGUGAUAUUGUGUUAAAAAAAAAAAAAAAAAUUGAAAUUGUUUUAUAACCUUUUUUUUCAUUGUUAUCGGUAUUAUUAAUACACCUAUAUAAUUCAAUAAUAUACAAUCAGUACAAAUUAAUUAUUAUAAUUAUUAAUCAAAUAUUUUUCUCUCUCUUUCUCUUUCUCUCUCUCCCACUCUUUCUAAUUAAUAAUUUAGAUAAUUUUGAGCAGUCUAUGGAAUUACUUUUUAAACAUUCGCCACGCGGUAUUUUUUUUUUUUUAUAAGAUACGAAUGUUACGAAACAAUAAAAACAAAGUAUAUUAUUAUUAUUUUAUUCGAUGGCAAAUAUUUUUAGCUUAUUCGUUCGAGAAUAUUCACAGCCAGUUGUUUUUUUUUUAAAUUUUUAAAUUUUUUAAACAAAUAUAUAAUAAUAUUUUUGUGUAUACCAUAGUCAUAUUAUAAUAAUUUUACAAUUUUGUAGAUUUUUCAAAAAAAAAAAAUUUAAAAAAUGUUAAUCGAUUGCAAGAGAGACAGUAUAAGUAUAGUAUUAAAGACAAUAUAUUAUGUAUAUAUUUGUUUUAUGAAGUAUUAUUCGAGACGGCGAUGAGUGUUGUUUUUUUUUUUUUUUUUUUUUUUUUGGUUAUUCUUCUCAUAUCUUUAAAAACGUCCACAAUAAAAAAAAUGAACCCGUAGAACAAGCGAAACGUAUAUAACGGUAGAGGCGGGGAAAAGGGAAGUUAUGUAGUUUAUGAUGACAACUAAAAGACUAAAAGACACUAAUUACUAAAAAUAUAAAGAAUCGAAACGAAAUAUCUAUAAUAAACGAUAUAUCUAUAAAGUGAGAAUAAAGUAUAUAUAGAAAGUACAGGGUGGUACAUAAGUAAACUGCGUAAAUUAUGACAUGCGUAUUAGGUUAGGUAUACGAUAAUAUUACUAUUGCGAUGUGGUGAAACGUGUGUGAAGCCGAACGGCGAAACGACGAAAUGAAAUAUCGAACGUGUAAUCGACAAAAAAAUAAAAAAUAAAUGCUGGUUUUUUAGACCGAAUCAAACGCCGAAAAUUGUUGAUCGCUUACCAAAGGUAAAAUCGAACGGAACAGCGACGGUGGCGACGAUGACAACGACGGGUACCGUGUUAUCCGUGUAUUUUAUUUUUUAGAUAAUAACGACCGCUAGACGGAAUUUUUAAGAGGUUUUUCCAUUAAAUUCUUUUUAUCAUUACUAUUGUCGUUAUUUGUGAAAAACGUAAACAGAAAAAAAAAAAACGUUAAAAACCUUUGAUCCCCGAUGUAUAUAUUAUAAAAGAACCGUAUUGAUAAUAAUAUUGCCCUACCGACUGUUGGCGGACCGCGCCUUCUAUAACACUACAAGUACACCCUUUGCCCGACGAAAAAGUCAGUCGGCGAGAUCCGUGAUAAGCGAAACCGGGGGAUUGGUUUCCGGGACAGAGAAAAAAACAAUAUUACGUUUUUUACGUUUCUUCGGCUUUCGUUCGAUACGCUUUAAUCUACCUGUAACACGACCCAUGUCUGUAACUACAGAUUCGUAUACUCCCUAUGUGAAAUAUCCGCGAACAAGAUCCUCGAGUAGUCGAAUAUUGAUGAAGGCGAAAUUACUGGCGUUCAACGUUUAAAACAAUAAUCGAAAUUAUAGAACCCGAGUAUUGCAGGGGCCGUGUGGGUUUUCGCACUUGACUGGAGACGUACCGGACAACGUAAUUUAUUGUUUUCAAUCUUCUGUUUAUGUAAAAACGAAAGUGUGCGUGUUUGUCUUUUAUGCAUUACCACACCAUUCUUCUGAACGCCAUAAAACUUUGGGGAGUCGUUGAGUACACUCCUGUGAAGGGAAAUCCGCCUAUUGAAACCCACUUUCUGUUAAAAUACCAUUCCCUGAAAUACGAUUUUUAGGUUUUUUUAGUUCACAAACGAAUUAUUUUUGUUGAUUUAUGGGUUACCUUGGUAACAUGGAUGAAAAAAAAUAAAAAUAUUAUUACUAAUUUUUGUAAUGCAGUUCCCGUGCUGAUGUGAUCUGAAAUGAUGCCCCCGAAUCAAGUAGUACUAUGGACUUUAACAUCUAGUGUAAAUCGAUAUUAGUAGAUAGCGUUAUUGAACCGCAGCCGUUUUUAUUUUCUUGCGUAAAGCAUCGAACGUCAAUGCAUGACAAAUUGAAGCUUUUCAUCGCGGAAAACACGAGAAAAUACAUAUUAUUGUGUCGUAUCUUUAUUUUUCCUCCUCGCACGAGAAUACCGUGUUUGUUAUUUUUUUUAUCGUGGUUGACAUAAGGUUUUGUGAAAAUCCGGGCGAAAAUCAUUUUUAAAGACGUGGCAAACGUACAACGACUAUAUUCCGAGAACUUGUACUACGAACACUAUAAACUUUGACUUUCGGCCACACGCCAGACGGAGAAAUACGAUAAACUACGGAGAACGCACUAUCACGGAAUACGGCUACAAUAUUAAUAUCGCAUUAAUACACUGUCGGCGUAUAAGCACCGUACGUUAUAAAAUCAAUGACAUUACGAACGCGGCGCGGAAUACAAAUGCCCUGACGGUUUUCACGAAAACGUGUGUGAAGGCUCUGCCGGCCGGCCCCGUAAACCCUGCGCCGCGGCGUUUGCUCAUCGCGUCAAGAUGUCGUCUGACUAAUUGUGUUCGGGUCGGGGCGCGGUCCAAAUAAUUAUAAUUACGGUCGGUCCGGCAUUAUAGAAAACGAUUCUAGAAUGUUAUAAAAUAUUCAACGUCGAAGCGUGUUCGUUCGAUAUUUCCAAUACUGGCAUAAUAAUGUUAUCGGGCGAAACGACGAGAAACACGGUACAGCGUACAACAUUUAAACGUUAAUAACAUCGAAAAACCACUACUAACACGUCGUAAUUAAAUAUCGUUAUUUAAAUGUAUAAUAUUUAUAAAUAUAUAUAUAUAUAUAUAUUUAGUUUUUAUUUUUUUCGUAAUAAUAUAAUAAUAUAAGCUACGUAUAUUGAACUCGGAAUGAAAUAUUACUUAUAUUUUUUAUUUAUGGUAUAGAGUAUAUUAUUAUUAUAAAGAUUCAAAAGACGUACGACACGCUAUACUAGAAAUUAAAAAGUUAAGUAAAAAUAAUAAAUACUCGUUGCUCCACUCGGCCCUAAAAUAUAAAUUCAAAUUUCACAAUAAUUAACAAUAUAAUAAUAUAAUAUAAUAAUAAUAAUAAUAAUAAUAAUAUUUUUAUCUCCGAAUAUCAUUUUUUUUUUUUUUUUUUUUUGUUUUUUUGUUUUUGUUUAAACUGCUUGAAAAUCUAACUCGACAUUUAUAAUAAUAAUGUUAUACAAUAACAACAACAACAAUAAUAAUAAUAUUUUUUUAAAAUAUUCUAAAUACUUAUUUAUAAUGUUUUUAAAUAUAUAAAUAAUAUAAGUAAUUGCGUAUACGUGUCGCCACGUAAACGUAAUUACUUUUUUUUUUUUUUACUAUUUAAUCAUAAUAUUAUAACGGGUAUUUUUGAAUCACAAUAAUCUUUUUUUUUGGUUUUUUGUUUUUUUGUUUUUUUUUUUUUAUUAUUACGCUGUUUUUAGUUUCUCAGAGGUUAUUAUAUUUUUUUUUUUUUUUUUUUUUUUUU